AUGUUAAAGGGGCGGGGGCCGGGCGGGGAGGAGUUUAAUAGCCCUCAGACUAUCUCAUGGAGGAAUUCGGUGAGGUGUGGAUUCUAGAGGGGGGCAAGGUUAAGUAUAUUUAUUGUGAACCAAAGUGCAAAUAAAGCUUGUCAGAUGGGAGAGAGAAUAGUCUGUGGGCACAUUGCAGGCAAGUGUGGAGGCUGGUGAAUCCCAAAUGAGAUUUAGCUACAGGUGGAGCAGUCAUGCUUCACAGCACACUCAAAGCAGAUGGGCAAGUGAAACUAUGCUUUGGGUUGUUUUGUGCAUUUACUCUCAAGUAAAUUUGAAGAUACUAUGGUUCAUUCAUGUCUCACUAAACUCAGGUCAUGUUAACUAUAAAAUAUAUAAAAUGAACAACAUCAGAACAAAAAAUGUGUAAAGGGAGCUAGUGAAUAGUAUAUUCCAUGAAUGCAUUAAUAUAUGUGUUGUUCUAAAUUGUAAUGUAUUUCAUUAAAAAGGUGCGGGUCCGGGCAAUGACCUUGAGAAAAUGUUGUAUACUGUAUGUGUGAAUGGACAAAUAGCUCAGAGUGCGGAACCAUGAGUCAAAUAGUAUCUUGGAAAUGGAGGUUGUCCUCCUCCCAGGUACAGACACAACUUUCAUAAAAACAAUUUGCCUGAAAUAAUUGCUGCUGCGGAAAGCCGUCCGUAAAGGAUCAAUUUUCAUCAUUUAAAAUUACUGAACCCCCCUUGGAAGUAGGAGAAGAGGGGGGAACUUUUUCUGGACUGUUUAAACCUGCAGAAGAGAGAGUAAAGAAAAGCAAUUUUCCACCGUCUUGAACCUGGGAGUGGGGUGUCAGGACAGACGUCCUCUGGAAGUUCAUUGACUAUAGACAAACGUUUUUGACAGAUAGUUAAAAGAAGAGAAACAUAUUGAUUCCAUUGUUCCCCUGCGCAUCUAAAAGGAACAAAAUAUUGACAAAAUAUCUGAAAAAGGAAACUUUGUUGUUAGAAUUGCUUUAAAAAAAAAGAAAAAGAGAUGGAUACAAAUAGAAGCUUUUUCCCCUAGAGGGAGCUUGCGAAACUGUUAUUAAAUCUGAACUGGGGAGCUUUGCAGCUGCAAGAGAUUAAGAUCGUGGGACCAGACUCUGACCUUGUACAAGAAUGUACUCAGAGGCUCUGGUGCUUGCCUUCUGCAAGACAAGUGCUUUAUUGGAACAGUUACAUGAGAAGACGGAUUUGAUGACUGUUGCGAUCGGAAAUUUUGGACAGGCAGUGGGUACCUAUAUAGAACCCACUCAGGAAUUAAUCCAGGAGUGUGCUCUGACAGAUCAGAUGAGGGAGGAGGUUGUUGCUGGACCUCGGGAGGCAGAGAUGGAGGGAACUGUGGCCCAGCAGGAACAUGAGUUGUUGGAUUUGACGAAUGAACCUGGAAAAUCCAGAUUUGGAGAGAUAGAGUCUUGUUUGGCUUGGAGAUGGGGGGCUGGAUAGACCCCCCCUAUGCAGGGAUGUUUUGACCUUUCAAGUCUGGCUUUGGGCCGAGAGGAGUUCGGAGUUGUGGGGGCCCUUAACUUUGGAGGGACCUUGAAACAUGCUUUUAAAUACCACAUGGAGUUCAGUGUUGACUAUGGAAAAGGGGCUGAUCUGUCGAGAAGGGACAAAAAUAUUGUCAAGCUGGAGUCUCCACGAGGGAAAGGAGCAGAAGACAAAGUAAAGUACAGGUAUAAAUAUGAAGAAGACCUGCGGAAGGGACAUGGAAGAGACGUAAGAGCCUCAGAUAUAAGGUUACCAGGUUGAUGAACUAGAUGGAUGGGAUAGAAAGGACUGACAAAACCCGAGACCAGGAGGAAGAGACGUUGGAUGAAGAUUGGAAGAAAGCCUUAAAAAAUUUAUUUAGGAAAGUUUUGUAAAAUUAAUGAGUAUUAGAAAAAUGUUGGAACGAAAUUAUUUGGCUUUAGCAGAAAUGUUAAAAAGAAUUAUGUAAGAAUAUGUUAUGGUUAUGAGAAAUUGGUAUAAAUAAGAUUUAAGUUUUAAGUUUUAGGAUUUUUUAUGGUAAGAUAAGGUUAAAAUAGAUUAAGGUAAUUUAAUGACAGAAUAUUAUGAAAGAUGGAAAGGAUUUGCUGAGAUAAUUAACAACUAGAAUACAAAAAAGGGAGGUGCGAGGAGGUCGAUGAAAUAAGGUAAUGACAGUUAAGGAUUUGGGAAUAUUGGAUCUGUUUUUAAAUUUUUUGUUUAUUUUUGCUUUUUGAUUUUGAUGUAUUAUGUGUUUUGCUUUUUCUUUUUGAUUUUGAUUUUUAUCGAUUUGUAUUGUUUAAUUGUUACUUGUUUUUUCCUUCUUUUUUUUCUUUGUUUCUUUGUAAUCUUAAAAUUCUCAAUAUCAUUUUUUUUAAAAAAAAGAAAUAAUUGCUGCUAACAGCAUCAUCAACAUCAUCAUCAUUUUAUUUGUAUGCCGCCUUUCCACAGUUCAAACAAUGGCUUACAAUAUGAAAAGAUUUACAUAGUUACAAACAUAGCAAAGUAGUCAUAUAAAUAAAUAAAACACAUCAAAAACUACAUAACCAAACUGAACAAUUUCCACAUGAAAAAAAGAUACAAAAAAUUAAUAUCGGUAACAGCAAAAAGUCCCGACAAAACUUUCCCCAAAAUACCCCACCCUGGGCCAGGUGGAGAGAGGUAGGAACCCAGCAGGUCAGACUAACAGGUACUUGGCUUGUGAUAUCACAAUUCCUAGCAUAACAGCUAUAGCUGUGUCUGUGGGGAUGGGAUCCCAACAGGUACCUGCUGCCAUGGUAACAAGUAUAACAAUGCAGGUAUGGGCUAACCACAUUAACUGUGGAGUUGAGACCACCAGUGGUUGUUUAAUGGGUUUCAUGCAUGUCUACUCAGAAAUAAGUUUUUGCAGUGGGCUUCCUCCCAGGUAAGUGAGAAUAGGAUUGCAGUCUUAACCUUGAAGUGAGAUAGGAACAUAGACGUAGUAUCAUGGGUGUAGCCAGGAUUUUUGUUUGGGGGGGAAGAACCUCAGUUAGCUACAUAUUUUCUUGAUUUUUCUUAAUGGGGGGGCAAUUGCCCCUCCCUGCCCCCUCUUGGCUACACCCAUGACUAGUAUAUUAAAUCUGUAUGUGCCAAAAAGCCGGUAAACUUAGAAUUGGAACUGGCAUUCAAAGAGUGAGACAUGUGACUUAGCAGGUGAUAGUCAAGUAAGUUUUACUCAUAGUAGGCACAUUGAAAUUAAUGGGCACAACUUUGUCAGUUUCAUUAAUUUCUGUGUAUCUACUCUGAGUAAAACUUAGAUGAUUACUACCCAUAAUUUUUAACAAAUUAUGAUGAUGCGUAUUUAUAUAGCCCAUUAUUAAAAUCCUGACUAAUUCAAACAACUCCUUAAGGUAGGUCAGUAUUAUUGUCCACAUAUUGCAGUUGGGGUGAUAUAGGGGUGAGGUUUACCGACAGUGACUUUCCAUUCUGCCAAUCUCAGGUCAAUAUGUGUCAAACUAUCAUUUGGAUAUAUAAUCUGAAGAUUUUGUAGACUAAAACAAAGAAAGGAAAGUAGAUACCUGAAAACAUGCCAACGUUUCUGAACAAGUAUAGAGAAAUAAAAGAAGUUUGCUGCAUUGGGAAUAAAGAAGGAGACAUAUGCAUGAAAAAUUAUGGCUGGGAAGUGUGGGAAAAGAUCAGAACAUUGUGGGGGAAUGGCAAUUGAUUUUGGCAGGUAUAUAAAUCUAGGGAUGGGGUCUGAGCACUCACAAUCAGUGCAAAGGUAGUGAGAGAAAGGACAGCUGUGAAUUGAACCAAAGACAAAUUUCCCCAGGGAACACUGACUGGGUGAUAGGCAGCAAACCAAAGUGAAGAAGGGAAAAGUAUACCAUCAGACAGAAUUUAUUUUUUGUUAUUUGUGAAUUUUAAAGAGCACCAUCCUGUACAUACCUAUUCAGAAGUAUGCCUUUUUGGGUUCAAAGCAACUUGCUCCUAUGUAAUUGUGUAUAUAUAUAUAUAUAUAGUCUUGCAUCCUAAGAAUGCUUGCUAAGUGUUUUUAACAGUUACUAUCUACAAGAUAUUAUAGGAAAUUAUUUUGUCUGUUGGCAUCUGGGCACCUCUUAAGGUUGUAACCAACUUUUGCAUUAUGGUUCCUGAGAUCAAGAAGCAGGUUUUCACCUUUCCUUGAAUGCAAUUGGACACCAUUUUGAAUCAAGAUGGUGGAAUGGACUUUUCAUAACAGAACUAAUCUUUUGUUUUCUUAGAAUUCCUGAGCAAUCCCAGUGUAGUGUAGUGGUUAAGAGCGGUAGUCUCGUAAUCUGGUGAACCGGGUUCACUUCUCCGCUCCUCCACGUGCAGCUGCUGGGUGACCUUGGGCCAGUCACACUUCUCUGAAGUCUCUCAGCCCGACUCACCUCAGAGUGUUUGUUGUGGGGGAGGAAGGGAAAGGAGAAUGUUAGCCGCUUUGAGACUCCUGAAGAGGAGUGAAAGGCGGGAUAUCAAAUCCAAACUCUUCUUCUUCUCUUCUUCAAUGCCAGGUAUAAGGCUGUUAGUUUUUACACAAUAAAAAUAACAGAAUCACAAAACAGCAAGCAGUGGAACAGACAAAAAUUCUAGGUUUAAAUUGACUAAAACUAGUAUAUCCAAAAUAUCCAAUAGAACAAAAAAGGUCAACACCUAGCGCCAAACUGACAACAAACUUGAUGACUACCAGGAGAGCCUCCUAACUUCAUAUAACAUGUGUCCAACACAUGUCUUAUAAAUGACUAAUGGUGCUCAAAUACAAAGUGAAUAUAUUAUAUGCAUGUCAGCUACAGAAUGUUCACUAACGCAGAGGCAGAGUGUGUCUCACUGGCACCUGUGUGUGUGUGUGUGUGUGUGUGUGUGUGUGAAAGAGAGAGAGGGGCAAGGAGAGGGGCAGAGGACAAACAGUACCCACUGUGCCUGCCCUGCCCCGCUGCCUCCUGCUGCCCUCUGCGGAUCUGGGGAGGGUGGCAUGAGAAGAGUGCAACAGGCACGCACCUCUUGACCCCAGCCUCGCCAGCAGAGGUAAGGUUGGGACUGAAGGGCGCACGACUGCCACAUCCCCAUGCCAGCAUCCCCGGGCAGUCUUGGAAGGCUGGGAUCUGGGGAACAUGGUGCGAGGAGGAUGCAACAGCCACCCCCUCCCCCAGCCAUUUAAGAUGCAGUCUAAGGGCUGUUGCAUAUGCAAGCCUUUAGGUCAAAUGUUAAGAAACAAUAAUAAACAAUAGCAAAAAGCUAUAGAUGCUAGCUGAGCACUGCCACAUGGGUAAUAUACUUUAAAGUACACAAAAAUGUUGUCUUUUUUUCACCUGUCUCAUGACUUCCUAGCAAGUUACAGUAGAUUGCAGUCUUAAUGAGACCAACUCCCAAAUUCUGAUUUUAAGCGCUCAUUAUAGCUUCUGCUUGACCCCGUCAAUUUACCACCAAAUGUUAAAACACUGCAUCUGUUUCUGAAUCAAUAGACUGGGGUUUGUUUUUUGGUUAACUUCUAAUUCAGGUUCAACUGACUUUCAAUAAUUAUUUAGAUUCUAUUCCAGUUUGAAGGGGAAAUGUGGUUGGCUCAGUCUGGUUUUCAAUUCAUGGCUAGUUUAACAUCUUGCUUUAGUUUUUCCUUCUGGAUAUACUUGUGGGAUGUAAAAGUGCAGUCAAGUACAACAUUCCUACAGUGGACAUGUUAGGGGAUGUUUUGUACCACUCAGGAGAAGACUUCUGAGCUGGGACAGACUUCCACUACAUGGAGGAGCACACAGCCUCCAUGUUCGGAUCAGUGUGUCUUCUCCAUUUUGGAUGUUGCUGUGUGUUUGGAGAAGUGACUGCUUAGUCGCAGUCACUUGGGACUCACUUUUUCGUGGAAUAGUUCUAGUUGUUAUGUAACCUAAGCCUGCCUUCAGGGAUAUGUCUGUGAACCCGAAUGAAUCUGUGAGUAAACUACUGUACUUUUAUAUUAACAUGAAUCAGAUUCUUGUGUUUAUUCUUUUUUAAGAGGGAUCAGAAGGGAUUUUACCAGGAAGGAAUCUUUAAUAGUAAGACUCAGAUGAUCCAGCAACAAGCUGAUCGCUGCGUAAUUUAAAAAGGGGGAUGUUUGGAACUCUGCUAGAAUAUGGAACUUGCUAGCGCAAGUUAGGAAGGAUAUUAUUAAAUAAUAUAUCCUCUCCUGCCUCCCUAAUCAUCCCCACAAUACUGGGCAGACCAGAGACCCUGGAGAAUUGCAGUCCAUUAAGAAGUGCUUUUGCAUAUGUAAUUUUGACAGGUUUGGGACAUUUCCAAUUAGUGUAUUCCUUCUGCUGCUACAAAGCAAUAUCUGGUCCGGAUAACUAGUUGGUGAAGUAUUGUCUAAAAGUCUAGCUAGUGUUUGAUGGCUCUUUUUCUUCUUUCAGCUAAGGCCCAUUCCUUCUCUACUACACAGAGCACUGCACCACAACAAACGUUCAGCACGAUGCUGGUUCCUAAAGAAUGAACUGAAGCAGGAUCCUGGACUGGUAAGUUACUGGUUUAAUUUGUUGUGAUGAAUUAUUUCUGUAACAGCACUGCCAAACAUGGUGACGCUAAGGAGGCAAAGAGCUUUUUUGAUCCUUUUAUGGGAAACAAAACCCAGUGUUUUACAAAAGCCUGUAGUUUGGAGUGUUAGGAAGCUGAAUGUUUUUGAGUGUUGAAAAAGACUUCAUUAUAUAUGUCAGUCAUUAAUGCAUUUUUGUUAUUCCUCUCCUCUAUCCAGUUAAAUAAGUGGAUAUUUUCUGCUGGAUUGGAACUGAUCUCUAGGAGCAUUGUUCAUAAAACAGGCUAUGGGUACCAGGCUAUGGGUAUGUUUACCGUAAAUUGGUUCUCCCUUCAGAGAUUCCUGGGAAUAGGAGGGUUGUUUUCAGAAGUGGAGGGGCUAGGGAUAGCUAAAAGCCAAAUUUAAAUCCCCAGUCUUCUGUAGGGGAAGCCAUGAGAGUUAAACGGGUAUGUCUAAUGAAGGCAUUGUAAAUAUAUGUAACAAAUGUGCCAGGUGAGGCUCCCUGGGGAGAGCUUUCCAUAAGUGGGGAGCCACCGCAGAAAAGGCUGAUUCUUGUGUUGCCACCCUCUGGACCUCUCAUGGAGGAGGCACACAAGGGCUUUAGAUGAUGCUCUCAUUGGUUCAUCCAGGUAGAAGCAGUGAGACAGUCCUUGAGGUAUUGCAGGUCUGAGCCACAACUGAACUUGGUGAGAAAAACAAGAGUGGAGGGGAAACAGGCAGAGCUGGCAUGAGUGAGAGGCAAAAAGCUUUUAUUUCCUUUUUGGGAAAGAAUUGGGGGAAAUGUUUUUUUGAAAGAAGAAGGAUUUGUGUUAUGGGACAGAAAUUUGUCGGGAGGGAGCUCAGAGGUGAAAAAGAAAAACUUUUUUUGAAUACAAGUGGGACAGAGGAAUAGGAGUAGGGUUUGCGUCAGAGCAUGAUAAGAUCCCUGAUGCACCGCAACCAAGGCCCACCUAGUCCAACAUCCUAUUUCAAAUGGCUUCCAGCCACAUGCCUAUGGAAGAUGUGCGUGUGGAAGAUAAGCAUGACGAUGUGAAGAUUACGACUCUCCUCUUGUCUGUCAUUUAUUGAACAUGAUUUUCAUUUACCUAUCAUAGCUGUCAGAUGGGGCAUCCAUAAGCGGAACUGGGACACAGUAGGGAGGAGGAUCUUUGGGAAGCAGCGUAACAAAGUCUGGGGAAAUUUGUAGUGCUGCCACUGCCCCACUUUUGGAGGCAUCAGCUGCUGCUGUUUGUCACACACUAUGCACAACUCCUUAUCCAAGGAGCUCAGAGCAGCAGCUUCUUCUUGUUAGAUAGCCCAAUUUGGCCAGAACUGCUUAGUUUCAGCAACAGCAUAGUUUUCCAUAGUUGAACCUGAAGGUUAUUUUGUAGAUAAAAUGCUGUGAAAGACAAGCAGUACAUUUUUCUUGUAGCUCAUUCUAGUAAAAGCUGCAGAAACAUUAAUCAAAGUGCAUGUCUUACCCGGCAAUGCUCAUGGAAUGUAGUAGCCCAGUGUUGAAAUACUGAGUGAAAUAUGAGCAGUUCACAGAAGGCUGUUCUUGAAGGCUGGCUGCUUAAUGCAUGUGUAGUCCACCUUUUCACCCUCCAGAGCUGUCUCCGCUGCUGCUGCUGCUGCUGCUGCUGCUGCUGCUGCACCCAUUCUCUCUCCAUCCAUUGACUGCCCUGCGCUGCCAUCCAUCUCGCCUCUGCGGUUUCCAUGUGCUGAUCUGCCCCUUACCUGACACCCACCAUGGCUCUUCUGGAGCCCUUCAGUUAGAUCCCUCCCGCCCUCUCUUCUUAUCCGCCCAGUGCUGUGAGCUGCCAUGCCCUGCUGGAUCAGCCCUGUCUAGUCCAGCACCCUGUUCUCACAGUGGUUAACCAGAUGCCUGUGAGAAAUCUGCAGACAGGAUUUGAGCACAAGCGCACUCUCCCAUUCUGUGGGUUCCAGUCAGCACCAACCCUCAUAUGAGGAAAGGUGAGGUGACUGCCUCAGGCGGCAGGAUCCACAGGGACAGCAGAUCCUGAUUCCAAGUAAUGCAUUGCCCACUGCUGCUGCCCAGUGGCGCCAAUGACUGCACGCUUCUUGGAAGACGGAUCUGCCUCCUCCUCAGCAGCCCCCCCCCCAUUUACAGUGGCCUCUUGGCAAAGAGGAGGUGCUGCUGGUCUCCCCCACCCUGUUCCUGUUAUAGAUCUUUAUCCCCCUCCCCCGGAUCUUGAUGUAGAUCUUCACUCACCCCUUCUUGGCUGGAGGGGGGCAUUUUGUGGUUUGCCUCAGGUGCCAAAAUGUAUUGGGCCAGCCCUGUUUCCAGCAACUGGUUUUCAGAUGUGGUUCCACCAGCAUAUGAGUUUUCUGCUGGCAAAUCCCCUCUCUGCUGGCGUGUGUGUGUGUGAUCCACCUCUCCUAACCCCUCUAGCUGGCAGAUUUGGUAGUUUGGAUUGCUCUUCAAUAAGUUGAUUUUUCUUUUCAAAAUUGCAAUGAAUUAUGUGUAUGUCCAACUUACUUUUUUGUGUUUUGUAGUCAUCUUGAUAUCUUAGUACAUCCAUCAAAGCUGACAAAUAAUACAUCGGACUAGUGUGAAAAAAAUCCUAUAUUUAAAUGUUUUAUUAAUAAUCUUAUUACUCUUGGGUAAUAGAGUUUAACAGGGUUUUUGUAUUCCACUGUAUGCGUUGCCAGAAAUUUGUGUCAGCUUCUGCCAUUUGUCUUCAUCCAGUGCACUGAAUGCUUAGCAGGACUUUACUAGUCUGAAAAGACAAUUUGUAACCUGAUAUAAGCAGCCCAGGCAUUUGUUCAUGUAACAGUUUUGAUGAAUGCAUCCUGUGUUUCUUUAGUAAGGAAAAUAUGACACCUUAUAAAAUACUUCUUCUACAAAACUCUGCAGAGUGAGACUGAAUGAAACCAAAUUACCAAACACAUAUGUUGUAUCAUUUGUGGCCUACCUCCAGAGAUGGAGCCUAAUGAAAGACAGUGGAUUCCUGAACACACGGGAGAGAUUUUCCAGAGGAUCAGGCAGGUGAUCCUGUUGUGACUCUACUCUCGCUGUGGAAUAGCAGGCUGCAAAGACCAUUAGCACCGUUGCCCCAGUCCUGAGUACCCUCUCUGGUGCUGUGGAGCCUGUUUUGCCUCCUGGUGCUUCAGGGGCCAGCAGACAAUGGAACAGGCUGAGCAAUGGCUGGAACACUAAAUGUGUGCUAGAGUGCAUAAUGAUGCUUGCUGUGUGGUGUUGCAGGCAGUGGAAGAAAGCCUCCAGUGCAUCCUCAGGUGGUCCUGCGGCAGAACGUAUUUUGGGUGGUGUGGGUAUAGUUAACACCUGCUACAGUGGAGGGAGCCCUGCAAUCCCUCAGAAAUCCCCUGUGACCUUUUUGCCCAAAACCUUUGAGGAUAAUGUCCCUUGACUUAGCACAGUUUUCACAACAAACCCAAAUGAAGCAUCCAUCACUGCCCAACUCUGGGGUCAUUUUCAGUUGAUGCUGCCUGGCGAUGCAGAAGUGUUGCAUCACAGCUGUUUUUGUAAAUCCAGUUGCUGCAGUGACAGGAGUGGGGGUGGAGGUGCAGGGACUAAGGAUGGGACCCAAAGCUGCCAUGGGCUGGAAGUUCCACAACUCCACCUUCGGAUAAUGCUCACGCCGGGUUCCAAAGUACACCAGUAUAGAGAACUUUAUGCAUAUUGCAAAUCAGACAGCUGUAUUUUUAAUUUAUUUUUUUAAAAAAUGCUACUAAAAGGACUGGUUAACCUGUUUGGAGAAGAACAGGAAGGAUGAAAAGCACGAAGAACUUCAAGAACUUUUCUCUUCCUUAAUUGGAAUCAUGCCAGUUAACAUUUGGGUGCAACCAAAGUGAAGCUAUUUAUAGUAGGAGUUUAGAGAAUGAUUCAAAAGAAAUUAGUCUGACUUAGAAAAGUUUUUUCUAAAAUUACUUUUAUUGUUACAAGAAUAAAUAAAUGUAAUUGUUUCUUAGCAGUAUCUACACUACAAAUGUUAUAGUGGUUUUAUUUAUCCAUUUAAUUAUCAUGAUUUCCCUCCUAGUAUUUUGAUAAAUGCAACUGAAAUGAAGGUGCAGAUGAUUGUGUUAGGGUCCCAAAACCUACCUGCAAAGAAUCAAAGUUCCCAGAAGGGGACUGUAAAUUUGACAUCAGUCAACUACACCACAGUUAAACAAUUACCGUUGCAAGCCCAAACAUGUCUACUCAGAAGUAAGUCCUAUUGAAUUCAGUGGUAUUUACUCCCAGGUAAAUUGGGUUAAGAUUGCAGCCUAGGUGUUUCACAAGUUAACUGGGAUGACCUUCAAUUAUUCUCUGUUUAAUUUUCCCCAUCCCAUCAUACAAAACAGAUGAUUGGUCAGGGCUUGGUAAUUGUUCAUGUUUCUGGUGAAUGUGGAAUGCCUGCUCCAGGAAUGAAGGAACUGGUGAACUCUGUCCUCACUGUGUGUGUAAAGAAAUUAAAAUUCUCAGAUGUGAGGAAAUAUGCUCUUUGAACUCUUAAUUGCCACUCAACAUAUACAGAUAUACUUUUAAAUAUUUCCCACCAAAAUACUGUAUUUUGUACAUGUAAAUAAAAAUGUUUUGAUACUGUUUUUCUUCUACAUAAUUAAUAAAAAACCUUUUUACAAACACUAAUACACACAAACACAUUAUAGUAUUAAGCAAAAUUAAAUAUGCAACAUAUAUAUGCCUUUUAGAAAGUAAGGGCAAAACAAAUGCCAGUUGUGAAUUUCAACUUCUUGUUAAUUUUGGGAACUUGCUUGCUUUGUGUAGUUAUUAAGAAGUAGUUGGCCUCCUUCAUCUCCACAUGGACAAUUGUGGCGCAUUGUAUUUUCUUAAGAACAUGGGUGGGGGGACGUCUUUAAAAAAGUGGUAUACUUUUCUUUUUCCUGACCCUAACAAUUAAACAUUAGAGCAAUAUACAUUACUUCAGACUUUAAAGGUCACAACUAAUUUAAGAAGUCUGAAAGUAAUGCUCAGGCACUGCCUAGAGUGGUGUUGCUCUGCUCAACAGAGGCCGUGGGUAUAUAGUGUUUCAUAAUAUAAAGCACCUUUUUCUUUUUUGCCAUGCAUGAGCAGUUGAAACUCCACAUUGUUUUUCUGCACAGUUGUUGCUGCCCUUCAGAGCUGUAUCAGGGCAAACAUUAAAACAAUGCUACUUGAUACUAGAACAGUGGCGAUGGCAGGGUGUUUAUAUAUAUAGAUGUAACAUGAAUUAUAGUUGUUGUUGAAAGCGUUCUGAAGAACAAUUGCAGGUGCUAGUUGUCCUUGAACCAAAAAUAGCUACUACAUAGAGAACUGGAUGCUUGUUUGAUGGUUCAGGGAAUAUUUUUAUAAUGACAUCUUCAGCUCGUGGCAACUGUAUGGUCUUGCUGUAUUCAUAAUACUUCCAUCUGUUCACAUAAUCCUUUGUGCCCAUUGAGUGUUCCAACUCUUCCCUUGCCCUGAGUAAAGAAAAGCAGAGUUGCCCACUGAUUCACUAUUUUUCUUUGGCCUUUCCUACUCUUCCUCUCAUCGGCUGCAAGCAACAACAUUGGGGCUCUCCUGUCAUUAAUGCUUACAGUGGUUGUUCAAACUGAGAGGUGCCAUGAGCACUCAAGGACUUUCUGUACUUAGAAGAACCCAAGCUGGAUAAGACUGUUAAAUUUGGAUGUGGGGUAUUUCCUCCCAAUCCAAGCAAUAGCUUCAAAAGUGGGAUUCUUCCUGAGAACUGGGAGCAGGCGAGGAAAGGGCUAAAUCCCCCUUCAUAUCUGCUGUGAUUCUUGCAGCUAUAAGCUCCCCUCCACACAGAGGCUGUUCUGUUAAGUAAAAAAACCCCAACACAUUAAAUGUUUGGUUUGGCUCCUUUGUAAACCAGACCCUUGUUGCAAAUCUGUCUGACCUUUGUGGUGAAAUUGCCGCUGAAGCUUUUCUGCGUCCAACACGGAUCUUUAAAUUUCAGUUUCACCUAAAUAUCAUGGCUAAUUGCCACCAAACAUAUAUUUAUCUGUGCUUUAAAAACAACAAACAAACAAACAGCAAAACAACUUACCGGUAUGACAGUAAAUUCUAAAAUGCCAAUUAUUCCUUAUGUCAGUUCUGAAUCUUCUGCCUAUCAGUUGUAAUUGGUGGCCACUAGUUCCAUAGUUCUGAGAGGGGAUGAAACAUCACUCUUUCUCCAUGCAAUUUGUCAUUUUAUAAACAUCUUAUCCUUCCCCUUCUUUGUUUCCCUUCCCUAUAUGUAUGUGUGCUUUCCUGUCCUCCUGUUCCAGCCACUCUGUUCUUUUCCCCACUCCCCCUCAGUUGUGUCUCAAUACUCCAUGCCACUGAGCUUUUUAUAGUUCUGUUUUGGGGUCCCCUCUCCACCCCCCCCCACAGAUUUUGUGUGUGUGUGUGUGUGUGUGUGUGUGUGUGUGUUCCUUAAGUUUACUGCGAGUCUGCUGGUACUUCUCUCUUGUGUGUUGGUGGUAUGGUUUAAACUUUGUAAACAUUGCCGUGGAAAACCUCAGAUCCGUAUUAGUAUAUAGAUAAGAAGUUGGUGGGCUGUGAGAAAUUGCAUGGGGAGGGGGCAGGACAAACAGCUGGGAAAAUCCCCUCCUUGUUUCAAGUGCAACAGCAUGAGAUUACUGAGCUCAGGGACGUCCUCCUCAUCUAGUCCUCAUCUCGCUAUAAUAACAGAAAUGCUAUAUAUUGUUGACUGCUGAGGUCUGGGAAAUGGAUACAGAAAUACUGUAUUCUUAAGCUCCCUUUCCCAGGAGCUUCCAUUAUAACAAUGAUGGAGCAAUUCACUAGGUGCGGGGGAGGCCACCAGCAUGGAUGGCCAGAGGAACAGAUUUAUUCAUGGAGGAUAACUCUCUCCACAGCUCUUAGAAACAUGAUAGCUAAGUUGCACAAAUGCAGUAUAACUCUUGAGCUCUGGAUGCUAAUGGCAAACAGUACAGGACUGUUGCCUUCCUGCUCUGCUUGUCAGAGGCACCUGGCUGCCUGACAAUGGAAGCCACGCUGAGCUGGAUGGACAUUUUGGUCUGAUUCCAGCAAGACAGUGUUUCAAGUCCGCUUGGCUGCUCAUCUUUGGCACAGCAUUCCCACCCUCAGGGAGCUUGUGAGGCUGCUGCAGCCUCUGGAGGCUUGCUCAUAAGCCGCUGUCCAUUCAGCACUCUGUUCUUUGCCUUCUGAAGAGAUUCUGGCUGUGUACAGACAAUGUGUUUUCAGAAGCCGCAUUGUACAGUUGUCAUCGCUUACACUACACAUGUGGUUUUUGUGUCCUGCUAAGCCUGUGUUUCUGUUGUGUUUCAAGCUGUAGUGUAGCUACUGCAGUAAUGUUUGGAUAGGUGUCUGUUGGGUAGGGCUCAUGAGGAGCAGAACGCUCUCCCUGCAUAUAGUUACAUGGGUUUGCAUUAUUUAAUCACUUUGAAAGGAUGGGUGCAUAUCUAAGAGAGAGGGCUGGUGGUAGCUCUGGUCCCUGUCCACUUCCCCUCCCCUUCUUUAUUGGAAACUGGACCUGGUCUGUCUUGCCUUGCCUUGCCUUGCUUUGCUUGACCCUCCUUUGUUGCCCUUGACUCUCUUUGUGGGAACCUGAGCUCUUGCUAUGAAUGUCCUAUUUGGACAAAGACACUCAUUCUUCUGGAGCCAUCACCUGGAGCAAAAUAACCUUGUGUGGCCAUCCAGAGCAGUUGUAAGGCAUCCAAAAACUUCCUGACACUGCCACAUUCCCACUGAUAUUCUAGCAGGAAAUAUGGCAGGGUCAGGUGGUUCCAGCAUGCCGUGCACCUGUACUGUGCUGUUGUAUGAGGUCUUUCUUCAAAGUCCAAAAAGAGAAGGGGGGGGGAGAACCUCAGCAAGGUAAGCCAAACUCUUCCUCCACCAAAAAGUUCAGUGAAAUUCACCCACUGCCUCCUGAAAGAAGCAGAAAUCCCAUUCAGUUUUGUGAGGAAAGAAUUCAGCCUUACUUUAAAUGCAACUACUUUCUGGAAACAUCCCUGCAGGUUGGAACAGAACACCCUGGAGUACUCCUCCUUGAGCUACUCCAGAAGGAUACCAUGGUCAAUGGUAUCAAAAGCCACAAUGGUAUCAAGAGCCCAAGAAGAGCAAGUAAGGUCACACUCACCCAUGUCAUCAACAUGGGUGACCAAGGCAGUUUCAAUGCCACAACCGCACCCUGAAAGCAGGACUGUCAUGAAUCCAUAUAUUGUAUCCUCCAAAUGUUCCUGAAGCUGGAAUAAUAAUAAUAAUAAUAAUAAUAAUAAUAAUAAUAAUAAUUUAUUUGUACCCCGCCCAUCUGGCUGGGCUUCCCCAGUCACUCUGGGCGGCUUCCAAAAAAAAUAUUAAAAUACUCUAAUACAUCAAACAUUAAAAGCUUCCCUGAACAGGGCUGCCUUCAGAUGUCUUCUAAAAGUCUGGUAGUUGUUCUCUUUGACAUCUGGUGGGAGGGCGUUCCACAGGGAGGGCGCCACUACCGAGAAGGCCCUCUGCCUGGUUCCCUGUAACUUGGCUUCCCUGUAACUUAGCUUCUCGCAGUGAGGGAACCGCCAGAAGGCCCUCGGAGCUGGACCUCAGUGUCCGGGUAGAACAAUGGGGGUGGAGACACUCCUUCAGGUAUACAGGACCGAGGCCGUUUAGGGCUUUAAAGGUCAGCACCAAUACUUUGAAUUGUGCUUGGAAACGUACUGGGAGCCAAUGUAGGUCUUUUAAGACCGGUGUUAUGUGGUCUCGGCAGCCGCUCCCAGUCACCAGUCUAGCUGCCGCAUUCUGGAUUAGUUGUAGUUUCCGGAUCACCUUCAAAGGUAGCCCCACGUAGAGCACAUUGCAGUAGUCCAAGCAGGAGAUAACCAGAGCAUGCACCACUCUGGUAAGGCAGUCCGCAGGCAGAUAGGAUCUCAGCCUGCGUACCAGAUGGAGCUGGUAAACAGCUGCCCUGGACACAGAUUUGACCUGUGCCUCCAUGGACAGCUGUGAGUCCAAAAUGACUCCCAGGCUGUGCACCUGGUCCUUCAGGGGCACAGUUACCCCAUUCAGGACUAGGGAAUCCUCCACACCUGCCCGCCUCCUGUCACCCAAGAACAGUACUUCUGUCUUGUCAGGAUUCAACCUCAAUCUGUUAGCCGCCAUCCAACCUCCAACCUCCUCCAGGCACUAACACAGGACCUUCACCGCCUUCACUGGUUCUGAUUUGAAAGAGAGGUAGAGCUGGGUAUCAUCCGCAUACUGAUGAACACCCAGCCCAAACCCCCUGAUGAUCUCUCCCAGAGGCUGCAUAUAGAUGUUGAAAAGCAUGGGGGAGAGGACAGAACCCUGAGGCACCCCACAAGUGAGAGCCCAGGGGUCUGAACACUCAUCCUCCACCACCACUUUCUGAACACGGCCCAGGAGAAAGGAGCGGAACCACUGUAUGACAGUGCCCCCAGCUCCCAGCCCCUCAAGACGGUACAGAAGGAUGUUAUGGUCGAUGGUAUCAAACGCCGCUGAGAGAUCCAGCAGAAGUAGGAAACAGCUCUCACCUUUGUCCCUGGCCCGCCGGAGAUCAUCAACCAGUGCGACCAAGGCAGUUUCAGUCCCAUGAUGAGGCCUGAAUCCCGACUGGAAGGGAUCCAAAUGGUCCACUUCUUCCAGGCAUGCCUGGAGUUGUUCAGCAACCACUCGCUCAAUCACCUUGCCCAAGAAUGGAAGAUUUGAGACUGGGCGAUAGUUGGCCAUCGUGGCCGCAUCUAAAGUUGGUUUUUUAAGAAGUGGUUUAAUAACCGCCUAUUUCAGUGGGUCUGGGAAGGCUCCCUCACGGAGGGAAGCAUUCACCACCCCACGAAGCCCAUCGCCCAGUCCUUCCCGGCUAGCUUUUAUAAGCCAGGAUGGGCAAGGAUCAAGGAGAGAGGUGUCUGGUUUCACUCGUCCAAGCAGCCUGUCCACAUCCUCGGGGGUAACAGAUUGGAAUUGAUCCCACACAACUUGACUAGACAGAACUCUAGCACUCUCCCGCCCUGGCCCUGCUCCCACGGUGGAGUCUACCUCUUCUCGAAUCUGAGCGACUUUAUCUGCAAAAAACUUUGCAAAAUCAUUGCAGGAGAUCAUGUGGCCCGUAUUGGGCCCUGAUGGAGCAGGUGGUUCCGCUAAAUUGCGAACCACCUGAAAGAGUCUCCUGCUGCUGUUUUCCGCAGAUGCAAUAGAGGCGGUGAAGAAAGUCUUCUUCGCCGUCGCUAUCGCUACUUGGUAGGCUCGACAUUGAGCUCUAACCCGUGUCCGGUCAGAUUCAGAAUGGGUUAUCCGCCACGGGCGCUCUAGCUGUCUCAACAAUUGUUUUAUUGCCCUCAGAUCCGUGGAAAACCACGGGGCUGUCCGGGCUCCAUGCAGUCGGAGAGGGCGCUUCGGAGCCAAACAGUCAAUAGCCCUGGUUAACUCCACAUUCUUGAAACCCCUGUCUAAAAAGGGAGUGUCUGUCAUAAAACCAUUUUGCCAGCAGGAAGUUUCAAUACUCUGCAAAUUUGACCUGAAAUGAGGCCUCUUUGUUCCUCCUUAAGAUCAUCAUGCAGCCAGUUAAAUUCCAGACACAUAAAAACAUGUUACUUUAGGCCCAAUCAUAGAUCUUAAGAUAAUUAUUUCUUAAACCAUUGUCAGGAGUCAGGGAAGCAGAAAAAGGCAGCAAUGGUAUUUCCCAGGGCAGAGCUGCUUGUUGCAUGGUGCUCUGUGUCUGUUUCCCCCUGAGGGGUUUUCUUUUAUUAUGUGAAGCGAGUUUUCGCAAGGAUGAGGGGACUGUUUAAUUCUUUCUUUCCUAGCAAUGUAUCUGUUUAAAAUAGACCACCCCGGCUCUCUUUCUCUCAAAGGGUUAGAAGGUAUGGGGCCUGGAUCUGUUAUUUCUCUAGGAGAAAAGCGGCUCAUUGUGGUUUUGAACAGCUAGAAAGGAGAGAAAUGAAGGGGUAAUAAUAAUAAUAGCUGUUAUUGUUAUUAUUAUUAUUAUUAUUAUUUUGUAUCCAACCUAUCAAACUUGGUUGCCCAGCCCCUCUGGAUAGCUUCCAACAGAGUACAUAAAAGCAGCAGCAGCAGCAGCAACAACAACAACAGCAGCAACAACAAAACAUCACAGAUUAAAAGCUCACAGAAGCUUUACCUGAUAAAAUUAAGCCCCUGAGGGAAAGAAUCACUAAACUACAUGGAACUUAUAGUUCCCCUCUUAACUUAUCUCACUUGGAUCCCAUCCACUCUAGUAAUAUAUAUGUCUCAUACAGCCCAAUAAGUGACAUUUCAUGUUGAGCUUUUUUUGAACUUGGCAAUAGAUGAAAGUCACUAUAGUUGCAUGCAAACAUUUUUGGCAGGGUCUUUUUGGAUGUGUGUGUGGAGGCGGGAGGACUACCUGUGAUUGCCUUUUGUGGAGUGUUUGAGAGCUGGCCCAACACUUUCUUCCCCUCCCUGCGAUGGGGAGAACGGAAUGACCAAACUGGGAGAACCACACAUUCAGAUGCCUGCAAAACCUAUCCUUUUGGUCAUUAACUUCCCUCCCUAAAGUGACAGGAUUGGGGAGAGGGUGCACCAGCUAUAUCGGGUGAGGAACCUCAGGUCCCCAGGUCCAUCACACCCUCUGGGCACCUCUCUCUGGCUCUCAGAAUUCUUCACCGCCCAUGCCCAGGCCAUGCCACUCUCCUUAGGCCACAGAGCCCUCACAACCCUGCUCUACACCUUCCUCACGUGCCUGGCUGGAGUGUGGUGGAAGAUGGAGAGUUGUGUAUGUAGAAACCUCUGGCUUUUGCAUGGCUGAAACAUGCCACGCUAUACAAGGUGAAAGAGGCAUAUAUUGCUCCACCCACUUCUUGCCUCUGCCCCUGCUCAUCACUAGCAUGCGUUUCUCCACCUCUGAGCAAGAAGGUUGCCCCCUGGUCCAAGACAUGCUCCCCCCGCAGGGAAGAAGAGGGAGUGAUGAUCAAAUCAGGAAUGGGGGGGGCAUGAAGAUCAACCUUAUCCAAUGGUUGAACUGGGAAUCAAAGGCCAUUGUGGGUAGGAAAGGGGCCUGCUCCGAAUCGCAUGAAGUGGCUGCAGAGCCCUGGAGACCCCAGAGGGCAGCCCCCACCAUUUCCUCCCUAGGCAUGGGAGGAGGCCAGCUGCGCCUUCUACUCACUGAGAGGCUGCUGUGGAGGUGGCACUGGGAGGAGCUGCUGAGGGGACAGCAGUUCUGGCCUCCAAGGAGCGUGCCACAGCCGUUGCUGCCACUACAGCAGCAGCAGUGGGUGAUGCAUUCCUUGGGGGCAUUCCUUGCUGCUCCUGUGGUAGCCUCACCUUGCCUCAUGUAUGGGCUGGUCCUGCCAUAGAGGAUUCCCAGGCAGACCUUUUUUCAGGUUCCCUGCUGCAUGCACUCAGACGGUUCCUUUUCAUAAAGGCAGUACAGUGGUACCUCGGGUUAAGAACUUAAUUCGUUUUGGAGGCUAAUGGGCCCUCCUGCUGCCGCCACACAAUUUCUGCUCUCAUCCUGAAGCAAAGUUCUUCACCCGAGGUACUAUUUCUGGGUUUGUAACCUGAAACAUCUGUAACUUGAAGUGUCUGUAACCCGAGGUACCACUGUAUGUGUUGCUUCUGGCACACUAGUGCCAGUUGAGUAAGCAAAGUUAAAAUAUUGCUGGCUGUGAAUGUGAAAUUAUUGGUAGUACUAGGGUGGUAAGAAAAAGCUAAGACUGUUGGACACCUUAUAGUGCAAAAUUAUAUAAUUAUAAACAAUAGACUCCAGCAGUUGAGCUUGACGGCAGGAGACUGUUAUUUUGCAAUCAUAUCUUCAAGGCUCAUUAGCUGUGGAUUUACACACUAAAUAAAAGCUUCUCGGUGGCUAGAAUCUGUAGUGGCAUUUUAUUCAGAUAUUUAUACAGAGAUCCACAACUGUCAAAAUCCAAAUAGCAUUGAUAUGGUGGUUGUAAGUGGGCGUUCAAUAUGCCCCUGAGAGUGCAAUGCAGAACAGUUUAAACUAAUCCUGUAUCUAACUUUGUGUACAGUAUGUAAAGGCAUGUAUAAAAUUAGGUGAACCCUACAUAAAGCAGGCAGCACACAGUUCUGAACUACAGGAUUGUAGAAAAGAGAUUCAAAGGGCAUGGAGCUGUUAUUUUAGCUUUCUUCUGUAAAUGCCAUUAAAAUGCUUGCCGAAUGCAAUGUUUCUUUUCCACCCUUGCUCUAGGAUUCUUGGUUGUAGAGGUAUCAGUUCAGAAUUUAGCAUAUACGUGCAUCUGAUGUUAUGCAUCAUAGCACCACUGUAUAAAUAUAGGUAGGUUUUCAGUUGCCCAAUGCUAAUCAAUUUAGUACAAACGCUGGGCUCAUCUUAUCCCCUUGCAUAUGUGCACAGUGAGUGGGGGGACAUUGCCUUUACUGGAGGGCCUUCUGCCUCACCAUUACCUCGGGGGGAGGCCUACCCACCUCUUUCAUGCAAGGAUCAUGGGCCCCAGCAGGCAAGCUAUUCAUCCUUGGUAAUGCUCUAGUAGGGACCCCCAACUUUUGGGGGCUCAUGGGCCACAUUUGUCAUUUCAAGGAAGUGCCAUGGGCACUGUGAGCUUCUGCUGUUUUUGUACAUAAUAUUGUAUGCACAUGCAUUAUUAGAGUAAUUAAGGUGAAUGUAUAGGUCAGUAUAUUGGAGGACUUAAGGUAAAUGUUAGGUGGGAAGGGUGAGAGAGUUUGGAAUAUUAGUAGUGAGUGGUGAUUGGAUGGGAGUCUUCAAAGGUAAUCUUAGUGACUGAGGUGAGAUAGUUUGGAGUCAGUUCAGUUGAGGAUGGAGUUGGAGUUUGGGUAGUGGGUGGUAGAUGGCAUGAGAACUGGUGGUGGAUGUGAAGCAGGCUUAGUUUAUUGGAAUAGGAUCAGUACUGUAGUAGCCAUUGUUGUAUAUGUCAUAAAGUAACAAAUGAGAUAAAGAAAAACUUAAAACAUACACUUACGCGCACCAGGUAAUCAUAAAACACUUGCUGUGUGAUUCCUCUUGGAAUCAAGUAACUUGCUUGGAGAGAAGUGGACCAAGCUUAGCUAAGUGGAAAGUAUCAACCAAGUGAGGAUAAUGUGAAAAGACAGACAAAAAGGAGCUAAAGCAUGAAUAGAUCUUUUUAAAGAAAUAAAAAUAAAAUAGAUGUAAAAAUUUGAUGUGCAUAAAAUGUUAUGUAGAGGUUUGCAUUUGCAGAGAACUGUGGCAAGUGGAGAAGGUGCCUGGGCAGCUAAAGCUGCAAAAAGAAGUGUGGAGUCUUUGUUUUAAAGUUAGGGAGCCUGAGAUUCUCACUCCUAGAAACUACCAUCAUAUUGAACCUGUAGCUUGCUUAUCUGAGUAUCUGAAUCUGUCUCUGGAACCAGAGAGAGAAUAGUGUUGAUUCAAGGAAAAAAUAACAAUAUAAAAAGGAGAAUUCCUGAAUGCCACUUCUGAGCAAUCACAAGCUUCCUGGGUCUCAUGUACACAAGACCCUCCAAAUGUCCCUAUUUUCCAGGGACAGUCCCAGAUUUACAGAAGCCGUCCUGAUUUCUGAUCUGAUCCCAGAAUGUCCCACUUUUCCUCAGGACGUCCCUAUUUUCAUCAGAGAAAUGUUGGAGGGUAGGGAGUUAUUUGACCCUGCAGUCAAGGAUAUAAGUAACCUUUAGAAUACAUUUGAUUUUUUUAAAGAAAAUAAUAUUUAUUAGUAGUUUCAGAAUUAUAGAAAAUAAAAAAUAAAUAAAUAAAUAAAUAAAUAAAAAACAACACAAUAAUACAUAAAAAAGAGAAAAAAGAAAACAUAAAAACCAGUACAACAGUACAGCAAAAAGAAAAAAGGAAGACAGAAAAAACCCCCACAAAUCCCAAAUUACAUAUCUAUAACUUCCAUUUGCUUGUUUCAUUGACCUCCUCACACCUCCCUUCUUGCAUUCCAGUUCAACUAGUUAUUUCAGCAAAUUCUUUCCAUCUUUCUCAAUUUUUGUUACAAAAUUUAUCUUAACAAUUUAACCUAAUAAUUAGCUCAACAAAUCCUUUCCAUCUUUCCCCAUAUUCUGUUAUUCAAAUUACCUUAGUUUAUUUAACCUUAUCUUACCCUAAAAUACCUUAAAGCUUAAAUCUUAGUUUUCAAAUAUACAUAACUCCUGAUAUCAUUUCUGCUAGAGUCAUAUAGUUUCAUUCCAACAUUUUCCUAAUAUUCAUUAAUUUUAAACUAAUUCCCCAAAUAGAAAGUUUUUAUUUAUAAUUUUUUCCAAUCUUCAUCCAACGUCUCUUCUUCCUGGUCUCGGAUCGUGUCAGUCCUUACUGUCUAUUCCAUCUAGUCCAUCAACCUGGAAGCCUUAUGUCCGAGGCCCUUAAGUCUCUUCCAUGUCCCUUUUGCAGUUCUUCUUCUUGUUGUUUAUACUUGCCCUUUUCCUUGUCUUUUGUUGGUCUCUUUCUUAAUUUCUUUCCUUUCUCAUUGAGGAGUAGGUUUCUGGGGAAUUCCAACCCAAAACUAUCUCCAUCUCUCUUCAUCAAACCCGCCCAUUCCCCACAGACCCACUCCCCACAGUCAUUGCUAUAGUCUAAAAAGUAUUUAAAAGCAUAUUUCCAGGUCUCUCCAAAGUUAAGAACCUCCUCAGCUCCAAACUCCCCCUGGCCCACUCCAACUUCAAUCUUCAGUGACAGCGGCUUAUGCUCCUGUAGGGCCUCGGGUCUCUCCAUUUGUAUUAUUUGAGGUGCAACCGCAUCCUCCUCCAUUAUCUUCUGCACUUGCCCAGACAGUACAGGUUCAUGAGUUGGUUCCUGAAUAAUUUCUGUAUCAAUGUUCCCUGUUUGUCCACAGUUAUUAACCACAACAGUAAUCAAAUCCAUUUUCUCAUUCAUCAAAUCCAUCUUCUCAUGCAUCUGUUCCAGCAAGGCACUUGUCUUGCAUAGAGCAAGCACCCAAUCUUCCUCCCAGCUCAUCUUUAGUCAAGGUCAGAAGAGACUGGUCCCACGAUCUUAAUCUCACAGCUGUUGAGUCCUCAAGUAUACUGCAGCAGCAAUUUAACCAGCUCCCUCUAGAGGAGACAAUUUCUAUUUGUAUCCAUUUUUUUUUUUAAGGCAAGUUCAACAAAGGAAAAUUACUUUCAUUUUUCAGAUAUUUUUCAGAUAUUUUGUUUCUUUAGAAUGCAAAAGGCAACAUUGGAAUCAGUUUGUUUCUCUUCUUUAGCUAUCUGUCAAAGUGUUCCAUUCACAGUCGAUGAACCUCUCCAACAAUUUCUGUCUCUGACACCCCGUUCCCAGGUUAGAGACAGUGGAAACUUAUCCUUCUUCACUCCCUCUCCUGCUAGGGUUGAACAAAGUCCCCCCCCCUUUUCUCCUGCUUCCAAGGGGGUUUCAGUAAUUCUGAAUGAAGGAAAUUUAGACUUUUUUAACAGCUUUCCAGGCUUUAGCUUACAAAGUUUUUGCUUCAGUCUAUAUACAAAAAGCGGAAGGCGGACUUCCUGUUUUGAACCUUCCCGCUUCAAUGCCAAAUUGAGAUAUUUCUUAAUCCAAUUUUCCGUUUCUACUCACGGGUACUUGUUUUAAGUCCAAUUGUCCACAGGAAAAAGUCAGCGCUCUCUGGCAAUGGCUGUGUGGCUUCACUCCGUGAAAAUAGCAAUCAGUUCGCAGCACCGCGCCACUCACCCCACUUCGCUCCGGAGCCCCUAAAUGGUGCCCUGCCGAACCCCACGUUCCCAGUCUUCCUCCGCCUGGGAUUUCUAGCGGGUCCCCACCUUCGCCGCAGUGGGAAGACCCAGUUUCCACGGAGCCCGUUCCUCCGGUCGGAGGAACUCCGCCAUUCACCGAUGGCGCUGACCCGGAAGUCGACCUUUAGAAUACAUUUGAAAGCAGCCCUGUACAGGGAAGUUGUUAAUGUUUAAUGUUUUGUUAUGCUUUUAUAUAUGCUGGAAGCCACCCUGCGUGGUUGGGGCAACCCAGUCAGAUUGCCAGCAAAUAAUAAUAAUAAUAAUAAUAAUAAUAAUAAUAUGGAUAGGAUGUCCCUAUUUUCAUCAGAGAAAUGUUGGAGGGAAUAUACACAGCUGUCCACGCCUGACAAGAUGUGUCUGCUUCCAAAUGCUUUUCAAAGGCAGCUCCAUUUGGCAUUACUGUAGCCAAGCUGUAUUGGUUUCAUGCAUAGAUGACAAUUGGGUUCCAGACUUCCUGAAAUUCAAUACAUAUCAUGUACAUAGUCAUUCAACUUUUAAGAGAAAUGCAAUGUUGCUUACUUCAAUGGAACAGGAUAUUUUAAAUAGGCUUUAAAGGACUAGAAAUAUCUCUGACAAUAUAUCUCAGGCCAGCAAUUUUCAACAGUGCUGACUACAGCAUUGUGGGGGGUUCAGGAACAUCUCCAAGGUCUUGAUCAGACAAAACCCUGAAAUAAAAAGAACCAGUGAAAGAAAGAAAGAAAAAAUACAGAAAAAGUUGUGCGGCCUCUAACAUAUUACAGACAAAACCCUUGUGUACUUGAAAUACCCUUAUUUUCACACUUACAGUAGGAUCAUGGCCUGAAGUGGACAUAGGCAUUCACAUGCACAUACACAAUUGCAUGUUGCCGAAGACUCUUGUAUUUAAUAGAUGCAACUUAAAUCCAGUUGCAUGGAUAGUUUUUGCAGGGGGCAAGCUGAAUUGAAGCAUAUAUUAUUGAAGCAUAUAUUAAGAGAACAAAAAACAAAGAAAGAAAGAAUUGGCUUAGCUGCAUCAUCUUGGUCUGGUCACAUGAUUAAAAAGGCAGAGAGUUUUUGUAAAAUACUUGUAUUUCUACUGUCUACCAGUUCAAAAUGAAUUGCACCAGUUCCAGUAUGUUAGGGCAGAAAAUGAGACUGUGCUGGAUAGUUCCAUCCAGUCAACCCCUCUUGGAAUAUGAUAUGGGGAGGGACGAUCCUGGCGGUGUGACUGAAUUCCUGGCUGAGCUAUCGGAAAUUAGUUCCAAAUGAAAUAGGUAGUCUUCACCCGAGGAUACUAACGCUGUUGAAUGGGUUCCCAUUGAUAAGAUGAAUGGAAGCAUUUUUAAAGAUGAAAUUGGGUAUCUGGACAAAGUGGAAGCAACAAGCACAGAGCCUUAAAGGAAUUGGGGCUAAAACUGAUAUCAUGGAACAUAGCAGGUUGGUGUUCAAAGCAGGAUAAUAAACAGCUGAUGAACUUGUUGUUGUUGUUUAGUUGUUUAGUCGUGUCCGAAACAGCACCAAUUACAACCAGAUUCUGGAACCAGAUAUUUACUUAGCCAGAGGUACCUCCCAUUUGUCUAAAGAUCAUAAAUGUAAUUAUUUAGGGCUUUGUUUAGCCCAAGUUGUGAGGCAGAGGGACUUGUUAAUAUUAAAUGGUGCAAUAAAGGGAGAUCGGCCUGGGGAAUAUAUCCACUUUGCAAAGCAUGGAGGCAGUGUGAUAGAUUAUAUUGCAAUCUUGUGAUUUGCAUAUAAGUUUGUCACUGAGUUUGAGUUAAGCAAGGUUGUAUCCUAGUUCCUGCACUGUUUAAUUUAUAUAUAAAUGAUAUUGUCCAGAGUUCAACAUCCCCAGAGUCUCACGCCCCUAAAUUGGCCACAAACGCCACCUCUAUAUUAUUAUACGCAGAUGAUGCGGUACUUCUAUCUCAAACAAAAGUGGGCCUGAAAAGAUUGGUGAGGGCAUUCUCAGGAUACAGUGGUACCUCGGGUUAAGAACUUAAUUUUUUUCUGGAGGUCCAUUCUUAACCUGAAACUGUUCUUAACCUGAUGUACCACUUUAGCUAAUGGGGCCUCUUGCUGCUGCCACACGAUUUCUGUUCUCAUCCUGAAGCAAAGUUCUUAACCCAAGGUACAAUUUCUGGGUUAGCGGAGUCUGUAACCUGAAGCGUCUGUAACCCGAGGUACCACUGCACUGCCAAAGAGAACAGUUGGCUGUGAACUACAAGAAAACUAAAGUCAUGGUGUUUUCAAGAAACUAUAGGGCCCAUAGAUGGUAUAUGGUUAAUCAGUUAAAGUGUUUAAAUACCUCAGCCUUACUUUUCAGUCAACAGGGUCAUGAGGAGCACAUCAGAAAUAUGCAAAGGAAAAAGCCUCUCAAAGCACCAAAAUUCUGACAUGCUUUUUCCAUAUGAAAGGUGGCAGUCACAUAUCAUUAGCACUUGAAGUGUUUACAGCUAAACCCUUAGCACAGUUACUUUAUGGGCCUGAGCCCAUUUGGACAGGCGCUCACCUUGGAUCUACAGACGCUAUUCAGUCUGAGUUCUUAAGGCAAUUUCCCCCCUGUUCCAUCCUGUGUUCCAAAUGCUUCAUUGUGUGUGGAAGCUAAUCUCCCCUCUGUUGCAUUACAGAUUUGGUGUAGGACAUUUAAUUAUUGGCUUUGGCUAAAUUUAAACCCUACCAGUCUACUGGUAUGAUUAUUUUUCACCUAGUCAUUAAGAAACAUUGACACCCUAUUUGCAAAAUUUAACAAUUCCAAAAUACAGACACACUUUAACUUAUGCAAGAUUAAAUACACUGCCUUCAGCUGUACUUGAGGGUUGAUUUCAAAAAAUUCCGCUGGAAAAAUGUCCAUGUGAAGAUGGCAAUAUUGAAUCAAGCUUCUAGCUUGCACACUUUAUAAAGAUGUGAGGAGUGAUGUUCUUACUCCUCUGCUACUAUCCAUAUCGGGUCGCUCAACCAUUGCUACUGUGUCCUUUCUUCUAGCAGAUCAAGAUAAUCAGGUGACAGGGAAAACUGGAAAAAUUUUAGCAGGGGCAGUUAGAAUAAGAUCUAUUAUUUGAUUUUUGAUGUAAACCUCCAGAUGUCUUUUGCAUAGUUAAGUUUUUACCUCUCUUCAGUACAUUUUAUUUUAUUGCUAUGGCUAGUGUCUGAUUAAAAUAAAGAUUCUUCUGAUUCUGAUUCUACCAUUCAGUCACAAAGUAGUGCUAUCGAAUAGCCUAAAAAAUGCCAGUCCCUCAAAAAUCAUUUCAUUUGACGGAGCAAUUAAAAAAGAGGAAAGUGGAGAAUAAGCUGUGAUCAAGUCUUACUUGAAUAUUUUAUCAGAACAGCAGAGUGAGAUUAUUGGUACUCGGCAAACUUUCUACAUAAAGGAAAUCUUUAAACCACCACCCUACAUUCUUAUGUUGUGGCUACUGAAACCAAUCAUUUAAUACCAGUAUGAAAUAAUGCCCAGGGCUGCAACAUUUGUCAAAUGAAUCUUAGCUAUGGAUCAUAGCUACCUGAAUCCCUGUUUUAUAUAGCUGACUCUGAAAAGCAUUGCUAAGAUCUGUAUAAUGCACUGGUUUAUAUGUAUGUAGAAUUAUCUUAGUGGCAUUCCAGCUUUUUCUGAACUCAGCAACUAGAGAUUUAAGAUGCUCAAUUUGGUGUCACAAUGAAUUUUUUCUGCUUGGGAUUGAAAAAUACAGGAGUGAAAAUGGGGCAACAUAAGUGUCACUGAGAGUCAUUUCCCCCUCCUCUUUUAAGAGCUAUGAGGGGCUAUCGUCCAAAGCUGUUUCUUUAAAGGAUUAUAUGCAAUUCAGGUCAAGCAACACAAAGAUAUAUCUGCAAAGGAGUUGCUGCCACAUGUCCCUUUAAGCUUGCUCAAAUCCAUUGGAGGUUACUAGAGUAUCAGUAAUGACCAUUUAGUGAAGUUUAUACAGCCAAGGAGAAAUGCAGCUGAAGUGCUGAUGCUACAGAAAUACAGAUGUGAAAUUGAAUGAUACUUGUCACUUAAGGAAAACUUUCUAGGAAGGAGACAGGAGAGAAGGGAAACGCUCUGAAAAUGUUUUAGCUUGAGGGUUAGAUGUUUCUGCUAAUUUUGUGGAAUGGUAUGAUGAGGUACAGGGAUGCGGGUGGUGCUGUGGAGGAAUGCGGGUGGCGCUGUGGUCUAAACCACAGAGCCUAAGGCUUGCCAAUCAGAAGGUCGGCGGUUCGAAUCCCCACAAUCGGGUGAGCUCCCGUUGCUCAGUCCCUGCUCCUACCAACCUAGCAGUUCGAAAGCACAUCAAAGUGCAAGUAGAUAAAUAGGUACCACUCUGGCGGGAAGGUAAAUGGCGUUUCCGUGCGCUGCUCUGGUUUGCUAGAAGCGGCUUGGUCAUGCUGGCCACAUGACCCAGAAAAACUGUCUGCGGACAAACGUUGGCUCCCUCAGCCUGUAAAGCGAGAUGAGCGCUGCAACCCCAGAGUCGUCCACGACUGGACCAAACUGUCAGGGGUCCCUUUACCUAUGUUGAGGUACUAUUGUGGCUCUUCUACAAAAGGUGAUGACUACAGUGUAAGAGUUGGAACCUUUCUCUCCGCUAAAAAAGAUUUAAGAGAGAAUAGACUCCAAAAACUAUGAUGUGGUGAGAGAUUCAUUAUCUUCCUUUUCCAAGCAGAAAUAAUUAUGUUUUCUGCCACAGUACCAUGGUGAAUUGCGCUGUGUGAAAAUAUGGUAAGACAACCCUCUCAUGGUUAUUAGCAAACCUAACCAUUGCUGUUGCAGUACUUCCUAGCACUGACUAGUAUUGAAGGAAAGCUUUCCAGGCCUUAGAAAUAAUUGCAUUGACCUUUUACAAAUGAGUUCCCUGGCAAUUGUUUCUAAUUGCCACUGCUUUGAAUUUGCAAAAGGGAUUCAACUUGCUGGUGACAAGCUUUAUUUUCUCCCCUCUCAAACUUAAUUAAUCAAUCCUGUAAAUGACUAAUUAGACAAGUGCCCCCCUUCCCCUUUUUAAAAUUGAGGUAUUGUUUUCCGCCAAAGCUUUUUUUACCCAGCAGGUUUCUCUACAGCUGUAUGAGUGCAUGCAUGCUUCAUAAUUAUAAAAAUUAAGUAAUCACCUCAUUUGUAAAUUAAAAUUGAGGUUAAGCAAUUGACUCAAAAGUUUUGCUUCAUUGCAAAAAGGCCUACUAGUAUCCACCCAGCUGUGAGUUUACAGUUCUCAUGCUUAAGAUUUAAUUUAAAUUGUGUUGCAAAUUGACUUUGCAGAAUUUUAGCCUGAAGUAGCCUGUACAGUGCUACCUCGAGUUACAAACGCCUCAGGUUACAAACGCUUCAGGUUACAAACUCUGCUAACCUGGAAGAGUUAUCUCGAGUUGAGAACUUUGCCCCAGGAUGAGAACAGAAUUCGUGUGCCAAUGGCGCAGUGGCAGCAAGAGGCCCCAUUAGUGAAAGUACGCCUCUAGUUAAGAACCGUUUCAGGUUAAGAACGGACCUCUGGAAUGAAUUAUGUUCAUAACUAGAGGUACCACUGUAUCUAUUUCUGGAAGACAUCAUUGUUCACACAAGCUGGUAUUACUUAGUAUAAUAAUUUAUCCUUCUAUGGGGGCAUUCAGUUCAAAAAAGGUAUUGUGUACAUUUGUGUUUGCUUUCAGGAGCCUUUGACCAUAUUAGACAUUUUUUCUGAUAAUGUUAUGGCCAGUUAAAGGCUGCAACCCAAAACACAGUUACCUGGGACGAUAAGUCCCAUUGAUAUCAAUGAAGCUUGCUUCUAAGUAGAAAUAAGACUGUAAGAAUAAGAGGUAUUCAUAGCACAUGAGUUGUUAGUACUAUUGUGAUUGCUAUCGAUUAAAGAGAUGCAACUGGAAUUCCAAAGAAUUCUCUCCUGGUCACCAGCUUGGCCUGGAUCCUAGGCAUCCUUCUUCCCUCACAUACAAGUAUACAUCCCAGCCACUUUCUGGGAAGGUGUAACAUGGCCUCUUGAAUCCUCAUUCAUUCCCCAAGGAGAACAGCAACAGAGGGGCAUUCAGAACUUUCUCUUUUUCCACCUCAGCUACUCCCUACCGUGCAGAAGUCAAGGUGUAGAGAAAUGGGAGUGGCAGGCAAGAUGCUUAAAGGGGUAUACUUUGGAAAGGCCUCUGCUGCUGUUCAUACUGAUGUGGAUAGAGGAUUAAAUAAUAAUUUUAUUAUGUUGUUUGUGAGAAUGAGCUGAUGGGUGAAGCCAAUGUUGCUCACCAGUGAACACUUGCUUGGUUCAAAAUAGGGUUCCUAUUAAAAAUUAGUUGCUGUGAGGCAGGCUAAAGUUGUUACUGGCUUUGAAGUGACUGUAAUAAUAUUUGUAGUCUUCCCAGUUGACAUUUUUAGUGGUAUGCAGAGGGUUCUUCCAAAUGUCCCAGUGACUUCACAGCCUGUGACCCUUAUUAAGGAAUCUUGGCUCCGUAUCCUGAACAGGAAAAUUGCUAGAUGCGGUUUUUCUAAUAAUGAGAGAACAGCUGCAAUCCCUUCCUCUCUUACUAUACUGUGGCUAGAAAGAAAAGCCUUUCCUGCAUCUGUUACGUGGGGUGAGAGAGAGGAGAGACAGUGACCGAAUGAAGUUAACAAUUUGUGAAUGGGAAAAUGGCAUAUAUAUCUCUGUGCCAAAAACAAUGAAUUAAAACACUAAAAUAAAAUGUCGGAAUUGCCAUGUUAUCCAUGGCCAAUCUAGUCCAGCAUUCUGCUAUAAGUGGUCAUCCAGAUGUGCCUGGAGCUUCAUAAACAGGGCAUGACAGUGAUGGCCGUCCCUUGCUAUUUACCCCACAUAGUGACAUGCUACUUCUGAUUAUGGAGGUUUCUGUUAUUUACAAUUGGAUUGCAGGAGAAACUCAAUUUAGUUCACAUUUAAAAGUGAAUUUGCGUAAUUCAUACUCUCCAAAACAACAUGCAAACCGAAACACAGCCGUCCUUCAAAAUCUGCAUGUCUCUGAAUUUUGCAAUAAAUAUUUGCUAGCCUAGUAAUCUGUGCAAACACACACACACACACACACACACACACACACGGGUAGCGUAUGCAUAGGUCUCUAUAUAGUCUUGAAAAUAAAAUGCAUUAUAUUGGGGAAAAUAGCUUUGCAAAAAUGUGUAUAUAAGGAGAAAUCCACACUAAAAUUCUGAUGAAACUUUGUAAGAACCAUUCAUCUAUUUAUUUAUUUAUUUAUUUAAAAUUGCAGUCAGAUAUGGAAAUGUGGAGAACUGAACUUAAGAUUGAAAAAAAUAAGAAACGGAGAGAAACAGAAAUCAACAUAUUUGCCCAUUCCUCGUUAUGGCUAAUAGCCACUGCUACACCUCAGAUCCUGCUAAGAAAGUUUGUGCUGAUUAGAAAUGUAAGUGCUUAUUGCAGGGGUCAGCAACCCUUUUCAGCCGUGAGCCAGUCCACCGUCCCUCAGACCAUGUGGGGGGCCGGACUGUAUUUUGAAAAAAAAUAUGAACGAAUUCCUAUGCCCCACAAAUAACUCAGAGAUGCAUUUUAAAUAAAAGGACACAUUCUACUCAUGUCAAAACACUCUGAUUCCCAAACUGUCCGCAGGCUGGAUUUAGAAGGCAAUUGGGCCACAUUCGGCCCAUGGGCCUUAGGUUGCCUCCCCCUGGCUUAUUGCAUUAAACCAAUGGUCUGUCUCGCCCAGUGGUGGGAAACCUCAGGGCCAGGAGCCAAAUGCAGCCCUGCAGGCCUCUCUACCUGGCCCUGCAGUGCAGCCCCUGCCCAGCCACACACCCUUCCCUCUGGGCCAUGUUCAGCACCAGUCCUGCUUUGCAUUCUCCUUGAGUGCUUUUGCCUGGCUCAAAUGUGUCCUUGGACCCUGAUAAUGCCUCUUACUUGCCUGGAUGGGGGAGGAUAGAGAGGGGCGUGUGUGAGUACGUGAGAAACUAGCCUACUGUUCAAAGAUAAAAUUUACAUCCAUUGCUCCACACAGUACCCAUAGCUCAGUUGGUAGAGCAUGAGACUCUUAAUCUCAGGGUUAUGGGCCAAGCCCCCUUCCAUUCCCUCCAUCCUGCCUGUGCUGUGAGAUCAGGCUGGGCUCUGUCUGCCUCACUGACUUACUCAUGAGUAACUUCCACCACUCACACUAUUCAGCCUAUGUCGGUAUGAAUGAGAAUCCCUUGACCUGAGAGGAGGGAAUGUUCUUGGGCCUCUCUGCCUGUCCUUCUCAUCCAACUGCCACCAUAGUGCUCAUUCUGGAAUCUGAUGGAGCCUGAACUGGCCCCUUAUCCCAUGCUUGUGGGUUUCCAUGGUGAGGAGCCAGAAACAUUCUGACCUCAGCAGCAUAGGCUUUUGUUUCGUUGGCAUUCAAACAUAGGCUCCCCAGACUGUUGGUACUCGAAAUAACUUGACUCCAAAUGGUCUUCCAGUGCCCUCCCACUAGAGGCAGAGGGGUGCGGGAGCUUGUUGUGUAGCUGCUGGGAUUCAGCCAGCCCCUUUAAUGAUGGGAGAUUAAAAAGGAGUCCACAGAGGCCAGAAAAAUGGAGAAGAGGGCAAGAGGGACAGCACCUUGGGAGGAAACUCUCAGGAGGCACCUACCUGCAAGGUAACCAUGGCUGAUGAUGAGGUGAGGCUGUGAGGCUGUAAAACUUGGUGUAUGCAACUGGCGAAUGUCAAAGACUGGGACUAUGGCCACUGGUUUGUUUAAGGUCUUCAUAGGCCGUGUUUCAGGCAGAACUCACAAAGCAGUUCUUGUAAAGUUAGAGAAAGGGCUGGUGCCAUGCUGUUUUCAUUGGGAUUAUCUGUAUGUUUAAAACAGUUUAUAUACAUGUAUAUAGUUUUAAUGCUAUAGUUUAAUUAUUUUUAAUUAUUUCCCCCUAUUUUAAAGUGAUUAUUGUUUUUAUCUGUAAGCCCCCUUGAGUCCCAUUGGGGGGGAAAGUGGGGGUAUAAAUAUAUAAUAAUAAUUAUAAUAAUAAUCCCUUCCACUGCCUUGUGUGAUAUCUUUGGGAGAGGAAAAGUUAAGGAGUAAACCCUACACAAAUCUGGAGUGGAGUCCCUAAGACAGUGGAAUGGCGACUUGUAGGCCUCCUUCCAGCAACUCCUGCAGCCAAGCUGGUGCCAGACGUCUUGCUCAGCUUUCCUUUGGAGCCCAGCAGUGAGGCCAAGAGGGGGAGGUGUCUUGUAUUCUGAGCAUCCCAGACCUCCAUGCCCCAAGGAGGUCACUUCGGUGCUGCUAGCACAGAGGUUUGACUUCACCCUCGAAGGCACCCGCCAUUGUCUCUCAAGACAGACAGAUGCCAACAAUAUUAAUCACAUUCAUACGGUUGAAUGAAUAUCUGACCUGGAAUUUGAAUAGCUGGAGUAAAAGCUGGAGAGAUGGCUGCUUAGUUUACAGUUUGCUGCAUGCAACAAAAUAUUAGCAAAAGUGAGAAAAAUACAUUGUUUUGUUUCUUAAGUGUCACUGAGAAGUGUUUACCAUCUACCAUGUGUGAAUGUGAGGCCCUGUUAUGGUUUUUAUUUCUUUCUUUGUUUCAUAAGCUUUAUACUCAGUUUGGUUGUUAAAAAAAUCCCCUCAAAGUGGCUUACAAAAAGAUAAAACCAUAAAAAAGGGGGAAAAACAACAAUACACUAAAACAGUGGUUCCCAGUUGGUGGUCUGAGGACCCCAGGAGGUCCACAUAAUCCACCCAGGAGUUCCGUGGCACUGUCAUGUUUUUUGGGGGGCCAUAGGUAAAGGACCACUGGACGGUGAAGUCCAGUCAAAUUUGACUAUGGGGUGCGGUGCUCAUCUCUGCUUUCAGGCCAAGGGAGCCAGCAUUUGUCUGCAGACAGCUUUCCAGGUCAUGUGGCCAGCAUGAUUAAACUGCUUCUGGUGCAAUGGAGCACCAUGACAAGUGCCAGAGUGCACAGAAACUCUGUUUACUUUCCCACCGCAUCAGUGCCUAAUUAUCUACUCGCACUGGUAUGCUUUCAAACUGCUAGGUUGGCAGGAGUUGGGACAAAGCAAUGGGAGCUCCCCCCAUUGUGCAGAUUCGAAUUGCCAACUUUUUAAUCAGCAAGCCCAAGAGGCUCAGUGGUUUAGACCACAGCGCCACCCGCAUCCCUUGGGGGGGGGCAGGGCAUGCAUGCUCUUGCGGAAAUUCUUUUUUUUUUUUGCCAAGACCUCAGUUGCCACAUCCCCAGUUCUGAAUCACUUUGCAAGGGCACUGCCAUAGGCCACAGUCUGCAGAUGUCUGGGAUAGAUUUUGGUUUGCUUCAAGAUCGACUGCCUCCUUGCCCCAUAUAUGCAUGUGGAGCUGCGUGACUGAAUGGUUUUGAAACGGAGCUUCACUGUGUUAGCAGUUGCACCUUGAUAAUUGUGCCUUACUAAUGGGGCUUUGCACACAGGCACGGAUGAAGAUGUCAUUCCCCAUCCACUCUGAAAGCCUCUUGUCUCGAGGUACAACAAAUUCUCAAAGGAGCAUGUCUGAUAGUGUCACAAAGAAUAGUCUAUUUUUAACAAUGCCAUUGUGGGUGUAUGAAUUAUUUAUGCUUAUGUCACACUGUGGCUGGUAUUAUGUUCUGCUUGCAGUGCCGCAUAGCAUCUUGAAUGGUGUAGCUGAGCAGCACACAGAAUAUUGUAGAUCAAGUGAUACCUCUUGGUUUUCAUGUUUGGAAAACUGAUUUCUGCUGAUUGGCGUGUGUGGGCUUUUUUGCGGGCGAGGGGCCUACUGUAUAAGAUGGUCACAAAUCAUGAAUCUAGUCUGGUGUUUAAGUAUGGGCUGUUUGGCAUCACAAAAGAUGAAAAAGAUCAGGCUAUUCAUACUAGCUGAAAUUGAGGAAAAUUAGCCAUAUUACAAUCAUUCCCAAAUUAGUCAUCCUUCCCCUAAGGAUGUGUAACACAGUUAAGAGCCUGUGAAAUAAACAUGAAUGGCUUGGUGUGAAUCUAACAUGAUUUUGGUCAGGAGUCCUCGAAGGCCUCAGUCGCUGCUCUUUCUUUCCUCUUAUGUGGUUGUUCUCUCUCCCAUUUCAUUUUAGAGCUACUCUUAGCAUUGUGUCUGUAAUGCAAUGCUGUGUAGAUGUUCAUGUUCCCAUUUGCCUUUCAGUUAUUUAAGUUGCUCAUAUUUUCAAGUAGUGGUGCUUCGAUGCCUGUUUCUAUUGCACAAUACUGUUCACUGCUGAUUUUUUAAAAAAAGCAGUAUCCUAUGUACUAAACUCGUUAUCAAAGUGUGGAUUCUUAGGUAGGUAGGCCAAAAUCCAUCCACAAAACAGGGAGUUAUCCAUAGGCUUGCAAAAAUACAAUAUAUACUGGGGCAGAAAACCCCAAAUGGCUCAAUGACGACUAACAUUGUCCAGUGGGCAUGGAGUGCUGAGCAGCUAUUUGAGGAUGGGGAUGGAGGGCAUGGCAUAGCUGGCAAGGCCAAGUGUCUUUUGUGGGGGGGAGGCGUUUCUCUCUCGAAAACAUGUAUUCUUUCAUCUGAGUAGUCGGGGAGCGAGGGGAGGUUUAGGUUUCAUUUAAACAACAAAAACAAACCUAUGAAGGAGUCUGUGAAUGUGCUUGACCUGAAAUGCUGAAUAUCAGAGAAAUCUUCCUGACAGUGCAAUUUAUUUUCCUGUGCAAUUAUCUCCCAAGAGAUGUGCCCUCCAAAACCCUAUUGAUUGAGUCAUUUAAAACUAAACUGACCAAAAUUCUGAUAAAUGUCCAGUAGACAGGACUGUUACAUUUUGAAGAAGGGGAGGGCUCAAUGAUGUGAGUCUGUAGGUUCUUAAUAGUUCUUGACAAAAUGACUCCAUGAAUAAUAUCCUCUUUAAAACCAGGGCUGCAGUGUGUUUUCUAAUCAGUGUGUUUCAUUUUCUGUGUUACUUGUGAACGAUAUGAAUCACUUCUUUGGGGAGAUCUCACCAACCUUCCAUCUCUUUCCCUGGGGAACUCCUGUGAAACAGGCUCCCCUCUUACAGGCAGACUUGGCAGACGCGAAAGGCUCCUCAGCAUUUUCUUGACACAGUAAUAGUGCAUUGAUUGCAAAUUUAUUUUUGCCAUUUCUUCUGUGAUGCUUCCCCAAUGCUACCACAUUGUUGCAGUCCAGAGAGGCUAUAGCACAACAAGAGUGGGACAAAAAUAAGCCAGAACAUUUGUGGGAUGAGUUACGGGAUUUCAGCAGGAAGUCAUGGGAUGUGCACGGAUUAGAAAUGAGGCAGUGUGACCACCCCAAAAGUUUCAUCGGCACAAAUGGUGUUGAAAGCAAGGUCAUAUAUGGCCACCCCAAUAGCAUUAUGAGCACAAUCACAAUCUAUUAAUCACCUGAUAGCACCAUGAUGUCAGGUGACUCAACUCCUGAUUCUUUCCUUUAUUUCUUUGCAACAGGUUUUUGGAGGGGAUUUGUUUCAGGUCACAUUUCAAGGUGACUCUAUGGAAAUCUGCACAUUGUGAAACAAUAGGAGAACCAAAAUACAGCCAUCCUUUGAAAUUUGCACUUAGUCAAAUUUGGCAAACCAACCAGUGUUUCCAAAAAUAUAUUAGUGGAAGUAUGCAUAAAAAUGAAUAAUUGUUUCAAAAAACACAAAAAUAAAUGUUAUUAGAAAAAAAUGCUUGCAAAAAUGUGUAUAUUAGUUGAAACAACAUACAAAAAUGUAUUAAGAGAAAUUCACACCAAAAUGCUGGUGGAUUUUUAUUUAUUUUAAUUACAGUUGUGGGCUGGAAGUCUCCCACCAUUGUUCUAAGUGAGGGGUGAGCAAACUUUUUCGGCAGGGGGCCUGCCCACGGUCCCUCGGACCUUGUGGGGGCCAGACUAUUUUUUGGGGGGGGGGAAUGAACGAAUUGCUAUGCCCCACAAAUAACCCAGACAUGUAUUUUAAAUAAAAGGACACAUUAUACUCAUGUAAAAACAUGCUGAUUCCCAGACCGUCCGUGGGCUGGAUUUAGAAGGCGAGUGGGCCGGAUCUAGCCCCUGAGCCUUAGUUUGCCUACCCAUGUUCUAGGUCAGGCAUGGCCAAACUUUGCCCUCCCGAUGUUUUGGGACUGCAACUCCCAUCAUCCCAAGCUAACAGGACCCGUGGUCAUGGAUGAUGGGAAUUGUAGUCCCAAAACAUCGGGAGGGCCAAGUUUGGCCAUGCCUGUUCUAGGUGAUCAAAUGGAGAAGUUUUUAAAAAACCAACAUCUUUGUCUUUUAGGCCAAGCUUAUGUGACAAUGAAAUCUACUAAAACAAUACAUGUAGAUAGAAACUUCGCUCUAUUUAUAGCAAGGCUACAUUUGACAGAUCUUCAUACUGGCCUGCAGGAAAACACUUUUAUUUUCGCCCAUUUGCAAACAUAGCAUGUACUUUAAAUUCUCUGGAUGCCAUACUGUUGCCUGGUCCAUUCCUCAUUCCCAAGGAAUGCAGACAUUGUCUACCCUUAUCUACACUGGUCAGUUAAAACGUUAAAAACGAGUUAUAAAAAUGUGACACCAGAGGGCACUGUAGAGCAGUGAUCCGUUGUCAAUGCAAAAUUGCAUUGAGAGCUAUCGUACGUUGAUGUUUUUUUGAAAGUGUUUUUACAAAUCAGGGCAGCCUAAGUCAUGAUAUGAUCUCAGGGAAGUUACAAUCCAGACAUCAACAUUUUGCUGCCAAUGAGUGGAGACUUGCUUGCAAUGGCCAUUGUGCUUAAUUCUGCUACUGGAGAGUAGGUUCUCUCAUCCAAACCUCUCUCUCUCCAACAUUUACUACAUAGGAAAUCUCUGAGAACCCAGUGCUGAUGAGAAGUAAGACUCUCUCCAACAUCACUAACAUAAAGUAAGCACUAUAAUGUGCUCUUGUGUCUGCUCAUAGAUAGUAUUUGUGUCCUCUGCAUUCUAAUUGUCCUGCCUGUUUCAUCAUCCUUAAUAUCUCAGUAAACCAGGAAAGUUGGGCUCUUCAGCACAGGAGAGUGUGUUUGGGGGUGAUCCAUUGAUAGUGCUUUUCAUCUCACCAUUCCACAGUGAGACCAUGGUUUCAAAUGAAGCAUCAGCAGUGUCAACCGGAAACUCCAUGAGAACAUUCAGGAUUUCUUAGCUUCCAGGAGUGCCUCACCCCUGUUGAGAACAGAAGCAGCCAAUCUCCAUUGAAUUCCUCAUCUCAAUGGGGCUUGUGCAGGGGAAUCUAACAAUGGAUUGUGUCGUCCCACCCUGGGAUUUUUGAAACUUGAAUUUUCAAAAGUUGGCAGGUUUGAACAUGAGAACCCCUUCAAAUAACUCCCCUCUUCUGGCUUCGUGAUAUAUGCAACAUAAAACCAAUUCUAAGUAAUACAUAUCAAAAUGACACCUUACAGUAUUUUUGCACUUAGAGAAAAGGCUCUUGAUAGGAUGCCUUGCCCCAGCCCCUCUUCCAGCUGCAAUGAGUGUACAUGCACUUCAGGUUACAUACGCUUCAGGUUACAGAGUCCGCUAACCCAGAAAUUGUACCUCGGGUUAAGAACUUUGCUGCAGGAUGAGAACAGAAAUUGUGCGGUGGCAGCAGAAGGCCCCAUUAGCUAAAGUGGUGCUUCAGGUUAAGAACAGUUCCAGGUUAAGAACGGACCUCUGGAACGAAUUAAGUUCUUAACCCGAGGUACCACUGUAUUUGUUGAAAAUAUUGUCGUCUUCUUCCUAGUAUCAUGGUGGUAUCCUAGUAUCCAGUAGCAUGCAUAUGCAAUCAGAGUUUGGAGGCAAACCCAGCCACAUGGGCAGGAUAGAAAUAAAUGAUGAUGAUGAUGAUGAUGAUGAUUAGUGCUGAAGCAAUAUCUGCAUUGACCAAGGUGGGUUCCAGCAACUUACCUGACACAUGUCUAACAGAUGGUUUAAUGGGGCAGGUGAAACAGGGAAGCUUGUAGGCAUGGGCGGCAGCGGGGGGGGCACUUUAAGAGUUGCAUAUGUUCAGCAAUAUACGAGGCCCUUGUUUUCCAGGCCCUUCAACAUUGUCAGUUUAUUUCCAGACAAUCCCAGGGCUACCUUCAUUACCAAACUCUUAACAAGGAUCGGUCACAGCUUGCUGCCAUAUUCUCACAGACUAGCAGCUAAGGGAGUUGUGACUUGCUUGUAUUCACCAGAACGUGUGAUAUUAACUAUAAAAAGCCUGCACCAGUGUUUUUGUCUGGGUCCUAACAUAUAUUGUACAUAGCUUAAAUAUAAUUAAAAUGUGUGAAAAGUUUUCAUUAAAAACGUAAGUUUACUUAUAAAUAGCAAACAAUAUUUACCUCAGCAGUUCUCACACUUCCCCCCAACCCACGACCGCUGGAAAAGUGGCUGAAGCUCUUGGCAGACUUCCUAAUUAUUUUUUCUGUCUGCUGCAGCAAUUGUAAUGCACUGUGCUGGAUGCAAUAUGAUUUCUCAUUGCAUUUUUACAGACAUGCCACAGACCACCUGAGUGGACCAACCGUUACUGCUUUCAUUCUGAAAUUAAUUUUUCUUGUUCUGAAAUUACACCAUGUUCUGCACAGGUUCUUUGUCUUUUCUACUGAUUUCCCAGGUAGCUCCUUUAAGAAAAACCUACACAUUAAUGGUAUAGCAAUACUCCUACUUUUUGUAAACCUCCUUCUAAAUAUCUUUUGAAAGCAUUAAGUUAGAGUCAUCUGGCACAUCCGGCAACUUAGUCUUAUCAGUGGCCAUAGAUACAUUCUCUAUAUUGAACUCAUUUUCAUCUUGUUUUCCCCAUCUACAGCGAGGGGGGAAAGUAUUUGAUCCCCUGCUACAGCACUAUGCCCUGCUAUGUGCAUGGGUGAUGUCAGCGCGCACACGCCAGGGGUGUGUGAUGAUAUAGUGCACACAUGCCCCGCAGAGUGCACGUGUGGCUGCACCGGACUUUGUGGGAGCCUGGCCCCCUCAUUUAAAAUGUUGUGGGGGCCAUGGCACCCAUGGCCCCGGGAACUUGGCCCCUAUGGCCUGGACACUAUUUUGGAGGUUUGUUGUCAUAGGAUGCCAGAAUACUAUGCAUAUACGAAUCCUCUAAAGGUUAAUUACGUUAAGAGAAUGAGUGGCUCAAGGUUACUCUGUGAGUUUCCUGGCUCUGAGGGUUUGAACCUUAUAGGUCUCCAUAAUAGCCCUUGUCCAACCAUAUAGCUACUCCAUUGUGCCAGAGGUGCCAACUUAUGAGAGCAAUUUUGGAGUAGAGGGAGAACGUUGUGCGUGUGACAUCAGGGCGUUGGUAGGAGCUGGGGGAGGAGCCAAAUGUGGUGGCUGUGCAACUUCAGUGGCUGGUGGAUCCUCGUCCACCUCCUCCUGGUACCGCCGCUGGUGGGUGGCUGCUUUGAUCCUCCUUCCCUUUCGCGGUAGGAGGAGACGGAGACAGACCUGGCUGCUGGAGCUGCCCUGUGGUUGACUCUGUGCUUUGACUCUGCGCUUUUGGAACAUUGGGGGUCCCUGGUCCCGAACUCAAAAAUAUAGGGGGGUCAGAAAGGUCUCAGCCUCCUGUAGCUGGUUCUCCUGCACCAUACUAACAUUAUGGAACAUCUACUUUCAAGUUUCUUGCUACAAUUAGGGGGAAAAACAGCUGGGAAUUUAAUGGCUGUCUUGUUAUGUGUAUGCACAUCCUCCGCUUUCCCUCUUCUCUAUCUUUACUCUUGUAUCAGUUCAUUUUUUUAGGUUGUGAACCUACUGACAGGAUCUGUUGGAUUAAAUUAUGAUUUAUGCAGCACCUGGGUUUUAGGAGUUUAAGAAAUAAGAAUCAUAGAAUCGUAAAAUUGGAAGGGAUUCCAUGGGUCACCUAGCCCAACCCUCUGCAAGCCAGUAAUCUCAACAAAGCCUAUGGCACCCUGUUUUCCCAGACCAUCUCCCAUCCAAGUACUAACAAGGCCUGACCCUGCUUAGCUUCUGAGAUCACACAAAAUAAUGAUAAUAUAUUCACAAACUUUAUAUCCAAGAACAGGGAGCUCUUAGUCCAGUUGUCUGGUCUACCCAGCAAAGGAUAUGCUCAGGUUCCUACCUAUUUCCUCAACUCAGUUUGAAUCCAGAAACCUAAUCUGCAGCCUUUUAAAAAUCCCAGUGGUGUUACUUUAAUUAAAACCAUAAAGAACCACACUCUGAAACAAUAGCAUUUGUGACUACCUGCAAAGUGCAUUCUGUCCUUAUUUGUUGCAUUUCUCCAUGAUGGUCAUUUAUUUUCAGCAUGGAGGCUGCUGGAGCUGUGUCCUGCCUUCACAAUUAUAUUAAAACAGGAUAGGUUUCUUCUCCAUAGGGCAUUUACCAUUUAGAAUAAAUUGGCUUUGGUAUAACAAAUUAUGCUGACGUUUUUUCCAUAUGAGUGAGAUGUAUGCUUGGUUGUCUAAACGUGCAUUUCACAAAAAUAGCAAAUCAGGUAUUAAAGACGGGUUUGCAGUAAGAGCUAGGUUAUCAUAAAUGUUACAGCUUAUGGUUGCUUUACAGUAUUUAAAAUAAGCAGAAUUUCGGUUUGAAAAGGUUGCAUUAUUGGACAGCAAACUCCAAAUAUUUACAGAAUGAUAAAUCUGACUUAACUUGGAGAGUAUUGAUACUGAGUUUUUGUUGUUAAAUCAGACCAGUAAAUACUAGUUUUAAGCAAUAUGUUCCUCAGUAUACGAUCCUGUACUUUCUUUUGGUAAAAAAAAGAUGUGCUUGUCCUCCCAUCUUGAUAAAAGUGUUCCUGGGCGCCAGCACAGCAUGGCUGCCAUGGGCUGCACACACAAAAUGGAACAGGGCUCUGGAGGGCCUUUUUUCAGCCGGAACUCACUGGCACCUCCCAGGUGGGUGUCACUGCCAUAAUAAGAGAACAAGGGAGGAUUCGUGGUGAGUUCUGGCACUUUCCCCCCUAUCACUGGUACUCAAUCAAUAUUAUCACAAAAACACAUACUGAUCCAAUUCCACUUCUUCAUGUGACGUCCCAAAUCCUUCGCCCACUUUUUCAUAAGGUUACAACAUACUCAGCGACACUCUCAGAUCUAAUAACAAGAAUAUAUAAAAAAAUCUUUGCACGGGGGAUUUGAACUCAGUUACUUUUCUCCCUCAUUUGAUAAUAUUUUCUACACACAGAUAAUGGGGUAUUUCUUGCUUGAAAGUACUGGAAGCACGAAGGUAUUACACCUCCCCUUCUCCUCUCUUCAUAAACUGUUAUGUUUUUGACCGUUUACCAAAUUUUCAGGACUAUGUAGAUUGUGAUAUAUCCAUAUUGAUACAUCUCUUGUCACACCUGAAAUGUGAUGGUUCAUUGUUUAAAAAGAUGUGCAUAGUCAUAAACCAGGACACAGACUUGAUCUUGACUGCUAGAGAGAAAUAGACUAGGAGACAUGAGCACAGCGGGGGGGGGGGGAGGCGGGGGGGGAGCUGUCCCCCAAUCAAGUAAGUAAAUAAAAAUACUUAACUGACCAUUUGCAUCACAGAUAAAUUGGUUCUGCUGAGGUAGAAUCCACAGAGCACAUUUUAUUGAGCUGUCCCUUCUACAACGAUUUAAGACAGUAUCUUAUAACUCCAUACUUACCCCAGCUCAGUUCCCGACAAAGAGGAAAGCAGACAGCAUAUCUGCUAAAUAAGUCUUCUGGGAAAACAACCUUGUCAGUGGCUAAAUUUCUUUUCCUGGCACUCAAGUGUCGGAAACGUAUAAUUGAAUGCUUUGACGUGGGUUAUCUGUGAGAGAUCUAGUACUGUGGCUCUACCUUACUUAUGUACCUUAUGUAACUUAUGAUGUUAUAGUUUACAAUUAUUGUGUAAUGUUUUAAUUCUGACUAUCGGUCGAAUAAAGAAAUUGAUUGAUUGAAAUUGGUUCUGCAACCUCAACAUAAAGCCUGCCCCCCCCAAAUAAAUCCUGGCUACGCCCUUUUAACAGAAUUGUACUCAAGUUUAUUUAUUUUUAUAAUUAUUAUUUUUCAUGGUACCAUAUUAAACCUUUUAUUAAUUUCUUCUUCUUUUCAAUAGUUUCCUCAGAGAGAAGCCAGUCAUUUAUUUAAUGAGGCCUGCUUAACAGCCUGAUAAUAGGAUGCAAUAUUACAGCGGUGGUGAACCUAUGGCACGCGUGCCAGAGUGGGUAUGCGGAGCCCUCACUGCUGGCAUGCGCGCCAUCGGCCCAUCCGCGCUGUUGCUUUAUUGUUUUUUCCAUUUGUGCUCCCGCUGCUCCCCACGCUACUGCGUGCAUCCACUGCUUACACCCUAUAGGGGACGCGGGUGGCCCUGUGGGUAAAACCUCAGCGCCUAGGACUUGCCGAUCGAAAGGUCGGCGGUUCGAAUCCCCGCGGCGGGGUGCGCUCCCGUCGUUCGGUCCCAGCACCUGCCAACCUAGCAGUUCGAAAGCACUCCCAGGUGCAAGUAGAUAAAUAGGGACCGCUUACUAGCGGGAAGGUAAACGGCGUUCCGUGUGCUGCGCUGGCUCGCCAGAUGCAGCUUUGUCACGCUGGCCACGUGACCCGGAAGUGUCUGCGGACAGCGCUGGCUCCCGGCCUCUAGAGUGAGAUGAGCGCACAACCCUAGAGUCUGGCAAGACUGGCCCGUACGGGCAGGGGUACCUUUACCUUUAACAGUGUUCAUUAUUUGACCCACGUGAUUUUUUACUGCACUUUUUUCGGUGCUGCGAGGUAGUUCCCAGCUCCCCACUCCAAGCCAGGCCUCGCCCAUUCCCUUCUGCCCUCCCCUCCCCAGCUCCAAUCCUCUGCAGGCCCCUCGCCUCCCAUCGGCCUGACCUGCCUGGGCUAGGAGGGCACCUGCGCCCGCUGCCUCCCUGCAUGCCUGGCCCAACCCAGCCUCACCCCUUGGCUGUGGGGAUGAUCCCUCCUUCUCUUGUCUUUUUAAUUAAAGCCUUAGUUGCCAUAUCUGGCAGUUUCCUAAGCCAAAUAAAUUGCCAUUUAUUAGGUUUAGCCAUUUACUGUAGCCAAUAGAAUAGGUUGGCUGCGGAAAGGAGCAGCCAAGCAUACUAGGACUCAAUUUCUUGACUUUAAGAAAGCUGACUUCAUAAAACUUAGGGAAGUGCUGGGUGAGAUCCCAUGGACAGUAAUACUAAAAGGAAAGGGAGUUCAUGAUGGCUGGGAGUUUGUUAAGAGGGAUACUAAAAGCACAACGUCAGGCAAUACCAAUGAGACAGAAACAUGGAAGGUGCCUAAAGAAGCCAGGGUGGCUAUCUAAAGAACUUUUAACUGAGUUAAGAUUAAAAAAGGAUGUGUAUAAAAAAUGGAAAAGGGGGGAAACCACCAAAGAGGAAUUCAAACAAAUAGCCAGCACGUGUAGACACAAAGUCAGAAAAGCUAAAGCACAGAAUGAACUCAGGCUUGCUAGAGAGGUUAAAAGCAACAAAAAGGCUUUUAUGGGUAUGUUCGUAGCAAAAGGAAGAACAAAGAAACAGUGGGGUCACUCAGAGGAGAAGAUGGUGAAAUGCAAACAGGGGACACAGAAAGGGCUGAACUCCUCAAUGCCUUCUUUGCCUCAGUCUUCUCCGAUAAAGAAAACAAUGCCCGACCUGAAGAAUUUGGAGCAAAUGAUUCAGCAAAGGAAACACAGCCCAGAAUAACUAAGGAGAUAGUACAAGAAUACUUGGCUAGUUUAGAUGUAUUCAAGUCUCCAGGGCCAGAUGAACUGCAUCCAAGAGUAUUAAAAGAACUGGCAGAUGUGAUCUCAGAACCACUGGCAGUCAUCUUUGAGAAUUCCUGGAGAACAGGCGAAGUCCCGGCAGACUGGAGGAGGGCAAAUGUUGUCCCUAUUUUCAAAAAGGGGAAAAGAGAGGACCCAAAUAAUUACCGCCCAGUCAGUCUGACAUCAAUACCAGGGAAGAUUCUGGAGCAGAUCAUUAAGCAAACAGUCUGUGAGCACCUAGAAAGGAAUGCUGUGAUCACCAAUAGUCAGCAUGGAUUUCUGAAAAAUAAGUCAUGUCAGACUAACCUGAUCUCGUUUUUUGACAGAAUUACAAGUCUGCUAGAUGAAGGGAACGCAGUGGAUGUAGCCUACCUUGAUUUCAGCAAGGCAUUUGACAAGGUGCCUCAUAAUAUUCUUGUAAAGAAGCUGGUAAAAUGUGGUCUUGACUAUGCUACCACUCAGUGGAUUUGUAACUGGCUGACUGACCGAACCCAAAGGGUGCUCAUCAAUGGUUCCUCUUCAUCCUGGAGAAGAGUGACUAGUGGGGUGCCACAGGGUUCUGUCUUGGGCCCGGUCUUAUUCAACAUCUUUAUCAACGACUUGGAUGAUGGACUCAAGGGCAUCCUGAUCAAAUUUGCAGAUGACACCAAAUUGGGAGGGGUGGCUAACACCCCAGAGGACAGGAUCACACUUCAAAACGACCUUGACAGAUUAGAGAACUGGGCCAAAACAAACAAGAUGAAUUUUAACAGGGAGAAAUGUAAAGUAUUGCACUUGGGCAAAAAAAUGAGAGGUACAAAUACAAGAUGGGGACACCUGGCUUGAGAGCAGUACAUGUGAAAAGGAUCUAGGAGUCUUGGUUGACCACAAACUUGACAUGAGCCAACAGUGUGACGCGGCAGCUAAAAAGCCAAUGCAAUUCUGGGCUGCAUCAAUAGGAGUAUAGCAUCUAGAUCAAGGGAAGUAAUAGUGCCACUGUAUUCUGCUCUGGUCAGACCCCACCUGGAGUACUGUGUCCAGUUCUGGGCACCACAGUUCAAGAAGGACACUGACAAACUGGAACGUGUCCAGAGGAGGGCAACCAAAAUGGUCAAAGGCCUGGAAACGAUGCCUUAUGAGGAACGGCUAAGAGAGCUGGGCAUGUUUAGCCUGGAGAAGAGGAGGUUAAGGGGUGAUAUGAUAGCCAUGUUCAAAUAUAUAAAAGGAUGUCACAUAGAGGAGGGAGAAAGGUUGUUUUCUGCUGCUCCAGAGAAGCGGACACGGAGCAAUGGAUCCAAACUACAAGAAAGAAGAUUCCACCUAAACAUUAGGAAGAACUUCCUGACAGUAAGAGCUGUUCGACAGUGGAAUUUGCUGCCCAGGAGUGUGGUGGAGUCUCCUUCUUUGGAGGUCUUUAAGCAGAGGCUUGACAACCAUAUGUCAGGAGUGCUCUGAUGGUGUUUCCUGCUUGGCAGGGGGUUGGACUCGAUGGCCCUUGUGGUCUCUUCCAACUCUAUGAUUCUAUGAUUCUAGGUUGCAGUGUGUGCUGUUGCAAACACCCACGCCUCCAGGUGGUGAGAGACUUCCUACAUAGGAUUGAAGAUCACUAAAGAAUACUAUGUUUUGUGAUUCGUGGUUUUAUUUACACAUGUAUACAGGUGGAAUGUGAGAUGAUGGAAGGGCUCACAGCUUCAACACUCCAACAGUUUGCAUCCUCCAUUAGCGUUCUAGCAGCAAGGCGGGCAAACUGUAGUUGGGACUCAUCACUGAGAGCAAGUCAGGCCUCUGUGUCUUCCCAGCUUCUGGCUCCAGGUGAGAAUAGACAAGGCUGUCCCAUUAGGGCAUGUUGAAAUUUUAAAUUUUCAAAUUCCAAAAAUAUGGAGUACUAAAAAGUUGUAACAUGAUGGGAAUUCAAAAGAUAUUUUGGUUAAAUUAAUAUAACUUCGUUUUACUUAGUAAGUAAUAUGCGUGUCAAAUUGCAUAGAAAUCAUUAAAAAUGAUUGCAAAGUACUUGCAGUUAUAGUAUAUAUUAUUAGUAUUUCAAUUUAUUAUUAAUAUUAUUACUAUUAUUAAUAUUUAGCAUUACCUGACAUAUUCAGAAAGUAACAUUAAAAUUCUUUGAUUUUCCGAGAAGUUUAUGUGCUUUUUAAUCAAAUGUAGAUUUACCAAGCUAAAUGUUGUUGAAUCAAAACAAUUGUAAUAGUUUUGAAUUCCUCACACCAAAAACAUGUUUUCAAGACCCUUCUUACAGGUAUAAAACCCAAGGCUUGGGUGGGUGCCACAGAUGACAGGCAGGCUAGCCCCCACUCCCGCAUCCUAUAGCAUUACUUUCUGUUUCUUAUUGGGUGCAUGUAUGCAUCCAACUGUUUUCUGCCAUGGCAAACAUUACAACGAGCAGCCUUCGAAUGCAGUUUUUGAUUGGGGGCCCUGCUGUAUUGUUAAAUCAGAAGGCCUUUCCUUAACAGUAGGCCUUUCCUACAGGGCUUAGGAAGACCAUAUUCCCUCAAACAAAUCUGCCCGGGUUUGAGAUCCUUGGGAGAGGCAAUUCUGCCACCCUCACAAGCAUACUUGGUAGAGACGCAGGAGAGGGCCUUCUUGGUGGUGGCUACUCCCAGACUCUGGAACUCCUUCCCUUGUCCAUUCUGCUGGCAGGUGAAGACGUUCUUGCUCCAACAGGCUUUGAGGAACUGACUGCUUUUAGUUAAAGGGCUGGUGCCAUGCUAUUUUUAUUGCAAUCAUAGUUUUAAUUCUAUAAACAUUUAAUUGUAUUUUAAUAAUAGGUAUUCUGUGUUAUUAACGGCUCUUGCUCUUAUCUGUAGGAUGCCUUGAGUCUCAGGACUCAGCUACACAGCUGCAAUUAUAACAUUAUAAGUGCAUUAUAAAAAUGUGACACCAGAUGGCGCUGUCGAGCCCAAUGGAAAAUUGCAUAUUUAUUUUUAUAGCAUUUUUUAUAUUUGUGUAGAUCCAGCCAGAAAAAAGGCAAGUAUAAAUAAAUAAAUAAAUAAAUAAUAACAGCAACAUUUACAGCAUCUGGAUCCACCCAGUGGAAGGUGAAGGUUUCCCUUCAUGUUGAGUGUAGGAAGAAAAGGAUUCAUUUUGAGACAUUCAUCCUCAUUAUAAAUAGCAAAGGGAAAUUCAAUAAUCUGUAAGAAAUGAAUGCAUGUUAUAUAAGUAGGAUAGAUUGCUUUUAAAACAAUGAAUAUAAUGAUACAAAGCAACCCCUUUUGUUACAAAGAAAAUGAUAUAUUGUAUUGUAUGAAAGCCAUGUUAAAGAAAUCUUAUUGAAACAUUUUUCCCAUUUAGAAAAUAAGGAGGAUUUCUGUUUUUUUUUGAAAAUUGUCUGUGUAUAGUCUCAUAUUAUUAUUCUUAUGGAAGCUCUAUAGAUACAAGCAAAACAUUUAAAAUAUAUAUAUCAAAGGAAAUCUAUAGCCUUCAUGCCUCUCUUCAUUUCUGGGAAGACAGAAGGGUCUGUUUAUGCUGGAUGUUAUUAGUUCUUAGAAUGUUACUGUUGUGCAGCAUAAUCCUUCCUCAAGUUCGAGCUGCUGCCUUGAAUCAUAGAAUUGCAGGGUUGGACAGGACCACAAUGGUCAUCUAGUCCAGUCCAGUCUUUUGCCCAACAUGGGGCUUGAACACAUGACCCUGAGACUAAGAACCUUUCAUCUUUCCUCUGCUUAGAGCUGAAGUAUAAUCCAUAGUGGCAUCACCUGCGAAACCUCUGACUUUUGCUCUAGUGAUACGGUCACAAUGGCCCUUUGCUGAGCAGAGGAGAGGCAGUGAUGUUCGUAGCAUCAACAGGAUCAGUGGGAUGUCAAGGUCCAGUUACAGGUUGACAGAAAGGGGGAGCAGGAAUGUGAAACUGUGGAUCUCAGGAUCUCACAAGCAACUGGCAGCAACAGCAGCUGCGUCAAAAGGUCAAGGGGGUGUUUGCGUUUGCCGAAUGAUAAAACGCCUUCUGUGAGUCCUCCCAGUCAAGUGCCUCAUUGAUCCACGUCACUGAGGAUGUUUGUAUCCCAGAAUUCCUAAUACUUUGGUCUCUUAAGAUGCUGGUCCAGCAGGAUCAACAGCUCUUGACUUAAUAUCAUUAGAGUGAUGUUGAGCCUUUAAGGAAUGUAGUGGUGCUGGAUUAGGAUCCAGUCUGGCCUAGGAGAAGGUAAAGAAGGCUUACUUUCUAACAUUGUACAGCAGGAAUUCCUACAAGUAAUUUUUUCAUAAUUUGUACUUCAUUGAGGUGGCAGUCCUAAAGACAAUUAUGUGGGAGUAAGUCCCAGUGGGACUUAUUUCUGUGUGGACAUGUAUAGGAUGUCACUGUAAGCAUCUUGUUAAUUAUUGUUGAAUUUAUUAUGGGAAGCCUCUAGAUGUUUUGAACUACAACUCCCACCACCCCUGACUGUUAGCAGUGCUUGCUGGAACUGAAGGGCUUUGUAGCCCAAAAUGGAGGACACCACGUUAGCUGAUGCCCCGUUUUAUGUGAAGCAAAUUAAUUAGUGAAACAAGUUCUUGCUUCCGCACCAUGAAUAAAAGCUGCCAUUAAGUACUAGUUGGAAUGUCCAGGCUUCCUGCCGUUUUAUCAAACGGAGUGCGAAUAACAGAACAAAUGCUUACUUUGUAAGCAUUACUACUGCGGAAGUUAGUAAUUGAACUGCUUUGAAUGAAGAGAAGCUAUACUUGUUGAUCUUUAUAAUUAUGCUUCUCUGCUUCGCUCGUGCCUCCCGUGGUUUUUGUAUUUUUCAAGUAGCUUUUCUACAUAAUAGCUGAGGUCAUGUCCAACUAAGAUGAAAGGCACUGGGAGAGCAUCAUCUAUGGAGGAAAGACAGCCCAUGAGAUCAAUGUGCCAGAUUUCUAAAGGAAUAACUUCCCCUCUGAGAAAUGUCACAGGCAACAAUAGUCAAAAGAGCUUGGCAUUACUCUUGUGUGAAAAGAGGCAGGACAAAUCUGUCCAGAGGAUGAAGAAGGUAGGCCUGCAUUUGCAGAGGUCAUUACUCUUCCCAACUGCCUUUCCCACAGUGUAUAGUCAGAAAUAUAUGGCAAUAUACUGACCACAUUCAGUUGCCCUGUUAAGCCUUUGUUUACCUUGAUAAAGAAUGUGCACCAAAAAAUGUAACAAAAUGCAUAUAUGAUUUUCAGUUUUAUACAUUUCAAUCAUUUUACAAUCAUUUUAAUAUUUCAAAACUUGACUUCCUUCCCCCUCUUUCUGCAGUUCCUUAAAUUUAUUUUUUAUAUUCUCUGCAUAUUCCAAAUUACUCAUUACUUAAUUUACUCAUUUAUUCAUCUACUUUAAAUAUAUACUCUUCUAAAACUGCAGGUUAUUACAAUAAUCCUGCCAAUGUUCUUAUCUGUUUACAGUUUAUUUGUAAAUCUUCAAUAAACCAUUUCCAUUCUUUUAUAAAAUGUUUGUUAUCUUGAUUUCUUAUAUUUCCAGUAAGUUUUGCCAUUUCUACAUAUUCCAUAAGUUUUUAUAUCCAUUCUUCUUUCGCUGGGACUUCUUCUUUCCAUUUUUGGGCAAGUAACAUUCAUGUCGCUGUAGUUGUAUACAUGAAUAAAUUUCUAUACAGUUUGGGUAGUUCUGUCCCUAUAAUUCCCAACAGGAAGGCUUCUGGGUUUUUUUUACAAACAUUAUUUUAAACAGCUUUUUCGAUUCAUUAUAUAUAAUUUCCCGGUAAGCUUUAACCUUAGGGACGUGGGUGGCGCUGUGGGUAAAACCUCAGCACCUAGGACUUGCCGAUUGCAUGGUCGGCGGUUCGAAUCCCCGCGGCGGGGUGAGCCCCCGUUGUUCGGUCCCAGCUCCUGCCCACCUCCACCUAGCAGUUCGAAAGCACCCUUAAGUGCAAGUAGAUAAAUAGGUACCGCUUUAUAGCGGGAAGGUAAACGGCGUUUCCGUGUGCUGCGCUGGUGCCGGCUCGCCAGAGCAGCUUUGUCACGCUGGCCACGUGACCCGGAAGUGUCUGCGGACAGCGCUGGCUCCCGGCCUCUAGAGUGAGAUGAGCGCACAACCCUAGAGUCUGUCAAGACUGGCCCGUACGGGCAGGGGUACCUUUACCUUUAAGCUUUAACCUUAUACUAUGAGACUACCACAUAUGAUAAAAAGAACUUUCUUUCUCUUUACAUUUCCAACAUUUACUUGAUUUUGAUUUAUACAUUUUUGCCAAUUUACUCUGUGUUAGGUACCAUCGAUAAAACAUUUUCAUAUAAUUUUCUCUUAAACCAUAGCACGCUGUAAAUUUUAUAUCCAUAUUCCACUAUCGUUCCCAUGCUUCCAUAUCUCUAUUAUAACCAAUAUCUAUUGUCCAAUGUAUCAUUGAGGAUUUUACUUGCUUAUCCUUUGUCUCCCAUUCCAAUAAUAUCUUACACAUUUUAGACAGCACUUUUAAAGGUAAAUGAACCCCUGACCAUUAGGUCCAGUCAUGGCCGACUCUGGGGUUGCGCCGCUUAUCUCGCUUUACUGGCCGAGGGAGCCGGCGUACAGCUUCCGGGUCAUGUGGCCAGCAUGACUAAGCCGCUUCUGGCGAACCAGAGCAACGCACGGAAACGCCGUUUACCUUCCCACCAGAGCGGUACCUAUUUAUCUACUUGCUCUUUGACGUGCUUUCGAACUGCUAGGUUGGCAGGAGCAGGGACCGAGCACUUUUGCAUACCAACAAAUCUCUCUCCGGUUGUGAUAUUUGUUCCCCAAACCCUCGUAUCCUAUCUUUCUUAAAUACUUCAUUCAAAUGAUGAUAUUGUAUCCAUGUUGUUAAUUUUCCUGAUAGUUCCUUCGAUUCUUUCAAUUGAUACUCUCCUCCCUGUGUAUGCUGGGAUACCACAGUGUGGCGCACCAGUCUCUGUGCUGCUUCUCUCAGACGUCUCCCAGCAGCAGGAGAAAAGAAAGGGUGCUGGUGUGUCAGAGACAGGCCCAAGUAGAGGAAAUGAGAACCUUGGGGGCUACAAGAAACAGACACAGAGUGCAGGGAAGGUUGUUAAGUGAGAGGAAUGGAGAAGAGGAGGAAGGAGAGGAGACAAGGAGGGGAGAGGCUCAUAUCAGAGGCAGUGGCAAACAGCUGUGGGCAAACCUGGGUGUGCAAACUCAAUACAGCACUUGGGGUGAGAUUUGUGCUUUUCAGGGGCAAACCCAUUUGCCAAUAAAGCAUGUCUGAAAAUCCUGUGGUUCAGAUUUCUGAAUAUGCAUAGUCCUGAAUGGAAUCAGUUUCUUAGAAAAAACUACCCCCCAAAUGCAAUAAGCUUAAUAGGUAUGAUCAGCAUCACCCUCACGCUUUUGGCAUGAAAUGAACAAUUAGAGUAAGUAAACCAUAAAGCAUUUGCAGGCUUGCUGCUGUAGUAAUUCCUUGGCAGAUUGAUCGCUUCCAUCAGGCUCCUGCAGUGGGCAACCAAGGAUUUAUAGGGCAUAACGAAAAGCACUCUUCAUAAUAGUUCCUUCUGGUAAAGAUGACAAAAUGCUUGAGGUCAAAACACAUAUAAAGCACAUUGUGAAAUAAAAGUAGUUCUGCUGUCACAGGAGCAGCCUUGGGAACAGGUAGCUCACACCUUCAAAACGUGCAACUGAGAGACGUCUGGGCAGCUUAAUGCUAUGUUAGAGUGAUUAUUAAGAAAUCAGGAUUGCCAGCUCUUGUGAUUUUGCAUACAGUGGUGCCCCGCAAGACGAAUGCCUCGCAAGACGGAAAAACCGCUAGACGAAAGGGUUUUCCGUUUUGGAGUUGCUUCGCAGGACGAAUUCCCCUAUGGGCUUGCUUCGCAAGACGAAAAUGUCUUGCGAGUCUUGAGAUUUUUUUUUUCGCUUUCCCCCCCCUUUAUCUAAUCUGCUAAGCCUUUAAUAGCCUUUAAUAGCCUUUUAGCAGCUAAUCCCCUAAGCCUUUAAGCCUUUAAUAGCCGCUAAACCGCUAAUAGCGCUAAUCCGUUAAGCCGCUAAUAGGGUUGCUUCGCAAGACGAAAAAACCGCUAGACGAAGACUCUCGCGGAACGGAUUAAUUUCGUCUUGCGAGGCACCACUGUAUGUAUUUUUAAGAUCACCCAAAUAUUUUUGUUCCUGUAGAAAACAUAAAAUGGAUUCCUUCUUUGGUGACAGACUGCAGGUGGAAUCAAAAACAAGAUCUACCAUCAUAUUACUACAAAUCUCAUAAAUUAAUUCAAAAUGGUGUAAUAAAGUCUUCCUAUAAUAUUUUCCAAAUUCUGAAAGUUGCAUUUCAAAAGUUCUUAAUGAACUGAUUGACCUUCAUAGAUCCUAUAAACCAUGACUCAUAAUACAUAUAAAAACUACAUAGAGGUGGGAAAAUAGGAUAUACUGAGAUUUAGCUACAGAACCCUGCUGAAUUAAGCACAUUUUUCCAUUGCUCUACAGAAAAACAGUACUCCUCUUUUGCUUUUUUCUGAACUUCUCAGCAACUUUUGUAUGACAGUAGUGAAGAAUGGUGAAAGUUCACAUCUGUUGCUGUGCUUGGUUUAGGGAUUAUAUCGUUUAAGUUUAUUACAUUUUGUUAAAUUUAUAUUUUAAUUCUGUUUUUAUUACUGCCAGUGAGAUUGAAGACCAAAUUAAAAAUACAACAAAUAAUACUUUUUAAAAUAUGCCUUCUUUUACUGUCAGCUUUUCACUGAGAAUUUUGUUACAAAUGCACUAGCUGCAAUAUUGUGGUGAUGCUGCACCACAUGACAAAUCUAACGGGAAACUGAGGGGUAAAUUAGCAGGAGUGGCUGCAGCACUCAGAACACUAUAGACCAGGGGUCAGCAAACUUUUUCAGCCGUGGGCCAGUCCACCGUCCCUCAGACCAUGUGGUGGGCCAGACUAUAUUUUGGAAAAAAGUAAAAUGAACAAAUUCCUAUGCCUCACAAAUAACCCAGAGAUGCAUUUUAAAUAAAAGCACACAAUUCUACUCAUGUAAAAACACGCUGAUUCCCAGAUCUUCCUCGGGCCGGAUUUAGAAGGCGAUUGGGCCAGAUCCAGCCCCCGGGCCUUAGGUUGCCUAACCCUGCUGUAGACUGAAGGAGAACAUUUCUAUCUUGCUGUACUGUUAUCACCAUAAAUUGGGUGACCUGGAUUACUCAUUUUUUCAGUGAGAGAAGACUUGUGGCAAAGGUUGCUGAAGCUGCAAAGGUAAAGUCUAGUUGUGCUGAGCAAAAUGCAGUGUUUCACUGGCAACUCUCAUUCAGCAUGGGGGCCGUUUUGUAACUGGACUGACUGCUAUACACUGUCCUGGAGCAUCACAUGAUGCAGCACAUACUUCGCUUCUGGUUCCUUCCAGUUAGGGACAUAGGUGGUGUUGCGGUCUAAACCACUGAGCCUCUUGGGCUUGCCAAUUGCAGGUCAGCAGUUCAAAUCUGUGUGAUGGGGUGAGCUCCUGUUGCUUUGUCUCAGCUUCUGCCAACCUAGCAAUUUAAAAGCAUACCAGCGCCAGUAGAUAAAUAGGUACCGCUGCGAUGGGAAGGUAAACGGCAUUUCCAUGUGCCCUGGCUUCAGUCAUGGUGUCCCGUUUUGCCAGAAGUGGUUUAGUCAUGCUGGCCACAUGACCCGGAAAACCUGCCUGCAGACAAACGCUGGCUCCCUCAGCCUGAAAGCGGAGAUGAGCGCCACACACCAUUCAGUUUUAAAUAAAACUUUACAAAUCUAAGAAUAAAUAAUCCAUACAAAUGCACAGAUCUGAUGAAGCAUUUCCACUGUGCGCAACAGCAACACGAGGCAGGGCUAUGACACAUGUCAGCCUCCACUGCCUCCUGACCUGAUGCUUUCUUUAUCAUCAUCAUCAUCAUUUUAUACUAUGCCUUUUUUCCUGAUGGGAAGCUAGGUGGCUUACAGAUAAACAUAAGAACCACUAAAAACAUACAGAAACUAUAAUUACGUAACAACUGAACAUUGAUAGAAUUAAAACCACACACACACUUAAACCAAAUGAAUGAUUACAAUAAAAACAGAAUGGCACAAGCCCUUUAACUAAAAGCAGUCAGUUCCUCAAAGCCUGUUCUAACUUCUCUAGGGAGGGAGUUCCAAAGCCUAGGCCGUUUUCCAUAUGUAUGUGUUUAGGGGUUGUGUGAACCUGAAUUUGCUGCACCUGGCCUUCAAAAAGGUGUGACAGUAGCUGCCAAUGUGUAUCAUACGUAUCUGCUCAGUUGUCAAUAAAUUGCUGUAAAAGAUGCACAUUAUGGCAAAACAGCUGCCAAGAAGAUGCUGCAAAGCUAUCUAGAUGGUUAGAUUCAAAUUGUAAAUCCAUUGGCUUAUUUUAUUUUUUAAAAAAACAAACUUUAUUGGAAAUUUUUUUUAAAGUGAGAAAACACAUAAUGUUGUCUUCUGAAAUAAAUGCAUGUACAUAUAUUUAGUCCUGUCUGCAGUCAUACAUUACAGUGGUACCUUGGGUUACAUAUGCUUCAGAUAACAUACGCUUCAGGUUACAGACUCCACUAACCCAGAAAUAUUACCUCGGGUUAAGAACUUUGCUUCAGGAUGACAACAGAAAUUGUGUGGCGGCGGCAGCUGGAGGCCCCAUUAGCUAAAGUGGUGCUUCAGGUUAAGAACAGCUUCAGGUUAAGAACAGACCUCCAGAACGAAUUAAGUUCUUAACCCGAGGUACCACUGUAGUUUAUAACCACUAGGAUCACUUAAUGAGCUGUUCAGCAAUGCUACAGCUGUGCUGUUUUAAGCUGAGGGUCUUAGCUCUUUGUGGAGAGAACUGGUAUUCUUUCUCAGAAAUCCAUUACUUCCUCUGUGUAGCAAAGACCCGAUAAGGGUCUGGAGCCUAGUGCUGUUUCAACAACUUUUUUUUAAAAAAAGAUCGUGAAGUUCAGGAUAUUGUUCCCCUGGGUGGCAACAGCAAGAAAAGCACCCUUUUCUUGCAUGUUCCCUCACCCUUUCUCAUUUGCAGCCCAAGGAAAUUAGGCUGUUUAUCCUCAAAAGGAAUUUUUGAGUUAGGUUACGCAGAAAGUUCAUGACAACAAUGAAUUAUGUUGAUAAAAUACAACUGAAGGGACCAUUCCAUAGAGAGAUUUGAGUUUCAGUCCUGACCCGCCUGAAGCCAAGUCCCAUGUCCAGCGCUUGUGGUGGUGGAGCAGCAUGGCAGGGGGGCCUGUGGACGUUGCACUCAGACUCACUUUCUGCAUAGAGACUCAUCCUUGAACUGCUGUGGGUUCAGAAUGCUCAGAAAUCGUAAUUCUUGAAAUCCAAAAAAUGCAGGCUUAGUUUCUCAUGAAAAGAUGUCUAUAUCCUUCCCCUUCCAGUGCUAUACCAAAAUACUAUUUUCUUGAGUUGGGAAAUCUCCUCUGGUGUUAGUUGCUCUUUUUAAAAUAAUGCAGGAAAAGGUAAGCGUAGAUGGCCUUUUAAAUGUACUGCGUUACAAUUGUGAUCCCUCAUAUAGACAAAUUCCUUUAGUCAGGGCAUCACAAUGGCUCUGAAUGUGAACAAAUCUAUUCCUGAAACACACUGAAAGCCAACACCAUUUUCUUAGUGUACUAAUGAAGAUUCAUAGAAAAUAGUACAGCAGAAGGAGAAAGAUUCCAUUCACUGACCUGAUUUUUCUAUGAAAAAACUGUGUUUGUUAGACUUAAGAUUCCUGGUAUAUUAAAGAUGGGUUCAAAUGCUUCUUUAACAGUAGAAUAUUAAUGCAUUAAUGUUUCUGGAGCUGGAGUUUAAAAUCCUCCAGCUAUAUUGAUGUAAAGGUAAAGAGGACCCCUGUUCUCUUGGGAGGGGGCCUUUCCUGCUGCCUGUCCCCAGUGAUGGAACCUUCUGCCCCCUGAAAGACCAUCUGAACAUUUUUAUCCUGGAAGUAGUUUUAUCUGCACUAACUGUUAGUUGGACUAAGCCUCAAGGGUCUGAAUGUUUUUGUGUGUUAUCUCCUGUUGAGGGACCAACUAACAUAGAGAUAAGAAAAGCCAGGCAAUCCCAGCUCAAAUCACAGCUGAGCCAUGAAUUUGCUGGGCGGCCUUAGGUGGUAGCGUCUGUGCAUCCCCCAUUGUAAUACAAAAUUAAUAGGGAUUAGAAAGGCUCUUUAUAAAUGGUAUGCCAGUAUGCUUGCUGGAUGAUGAUGAUGUGCUUGCAGUCUCAAGCAGCAAGCUUUUGGGGAAUAAUAGUCUGGAUCAUGAUGGUGGUGGUCAUGAGUGGCGUACUGCAACUAACUUUGCCGCAUGUCCUGGUUCUCUUUGGGGUGCCAGUCCCUCCAUUCCGUUCUUCCUCCACUCCUCCACCCCAGCUAGUCAGCCAGCAAUUCUGUGCCCACUGAGUGUGGCCAGAACUCAUUGUGCUGUUGGGGAGCGGAGCCACUGAUGCCCAAUCUCAUCUGUAGUAAAAUCUUGGAUUUAUCUUUUGAUUUCUAUGCAUAGCUCUCACUUAUGGAAUCAUAGAAUUGUAGUGUUGGAAGAGACCCUGAUGGCCAUCUGGUCCAACUCUCUGCAAUGCAGAAAUCUCAGCACAUGGUUUCCCUAUCCAAUUUGAAACCAUACCAGACCCUGGUUAGCUUUGCAAAUGUUCUAGUGGGUUGUUGUUUUUUUUAAUUGCUGCACUACGUAUGUCCCUCAAGACUUUUAAAAAUAGCUUCUCAGUGAAAACUAGGAAAUGUUUUGCCCAGACAAUGUGAUAGUUUCUCACUACCUUUUCUUUAUCUAUGUGUCCCUUCCUCUACCCUCCUUUCCCAGCCAUUCAGUUCCUUCUCCCACAUAUUUUUAAUUCUAUUCCUUGGCCAAUGUUCUAUAGGGAGCCUUAGAGUUCUUAGUCUGCCCCACAUGUGGGGGGAAAGUCACCCAGAGAUUUGGGUUGAAGUAUCAUCAGUACAAGGAAAAUACUAGACCCUACCUCUCCUUUCCAUCUACUUGAACUGGUACCUUGGAGGCCCUGCUUCGUGUGCUUCCCCCAUGAGAGGAGCAGAGGGUGGCAACAGGAGAACAGGCCUUUUCUACAGUGGCUCCCCAUUUGUAGAAUGCUCUUCCUAGAGAGGCUCGCCUGGCUGCAUCACUACAUAUAUUAGGCACCAGGCAAAAACGUUACAAGUGUGUGGAGGGUUAUUGCUUUGUUUGCUAUUAUGUUAUGUACCGUACUUUUGUGUUUUUAUAGUAUAAACUGCCCUUUGAUUCUCGGCUGAAGGGCAGUAUAUGAAUUUAAUAAAUGAAAUGUUUUUUAAAAAACUGAGGCAGUUGUGGGUUCUGUGAGGGGAAGCAAACUGAAGCAUAAUCCAAAUAAGAUUAAAGGGGCUUUUGCUUGGGAAAUUUACUUUUCUGGAUGGAGGUUUGCAACUGGUCCUAGAUGGGGUUGUGCUCCUCUUGAAGAAUCAGAAUCUUGAAGAAUCAUGAGUUAGGAGUGCUGUGGCCCUCACUACUAACUAGGGAUGCUCAGGUGGUGGUGGUGAACAAAGCUGCUUUUUAUCCUCUGUGAUCCAUUCUGGGAGAAUGGAUUUUGCUUCCAUUAUCCAUGCACUAGUUAGUGACUUCCAGUCUAGACUAUAAUGCAUUCUACCUUACAUUAUAGAACUGCAUCUGGUACAAAAUGUAGCUGUGCAGCUUCUGCUAGCACCAAAUAGGUUUAGCAUGUUACACCAAUAUUGUACCAGAGUGUUUCAGGGGCCCAUUUAAAGUGCUGCUGAUGAACUUCAAAGCCUCAAGUAGUUGCCGCACCUGUACCAACCUGUCCACACCUAAGUAUCUGCUUCAGGGAACCUGCUUCGGUGCCUGCCUGCAAAAACAAUUUGGCUAGCAGGCACACAGACAAUGACCUUCUCAGGGGUGGUCCUGCAGUUAUGGAAUUCACUCUGUACUUUUGAUUUCUACAAGCAAGUUUUUAAGGCAGACAUUAUCCUUAGAAACCAGCUGAAGUUGUUAAAAUAUCUCUCCUCCCCCCCAGAUGUGCAGGCUUAUAUGUUUUAGGGGAAAACAUUCUGUAUUUUUGAUUAUCAUGUGCUCAUGGAGCUCUGCCCUUUAAAACUAAUGUUAUGCCCAUUUGCUCAGGUGAGGGGAAACAGUCCCUGUGCUAAUUAGAAUUUUCCACUAGAAAGCACAUCAUAAUAAUUACACGAAGCUCCAGCAAGGGGCAGUACAGGAUCAAUUACUGUCAAAUCUGUUCUGGUGAAUAUUAGUAUUGUGCUGAUCACAAUGCAGUUUAACUCAUGUUAUGGAACUGUUUCAAGAUUCUAGAAGGACCAAAGUUUUUCAAGCUACAAUGUGUUAGUUAAUAUGGCUUGGUUUUAUGCAAAUAAUUUUUGGCAUGUUCACUUUCAUUGCAGGGGGUGUCUUGAGCACAAAUACUGUGGUUAAAACAUGCUUUCUUAGUGAAUACACAUCACUCUUGGAAACACUGGGAAAGUAGUUCACUUAAUAUUGAAAACUAAACUUCUGAUUCAUGUAUAGCGACAGCCCAGGAGAGAAUAGUAUUGACUGAAUGAUUGACCGAAUUUAUAUAUGGCCCUAUACCCAGAGGUCUCAGGGCAGUUCACAAAAUAAAAUCAAAAUAUAAAACUACAAAAUAUGGAUUACCAGGCAAGGAGGGUGCCACUUCUGGCCACCUCCCCACACUCCCAAACAUGCUUCUAAUUGGCCAUGGUGGCAGAAGCCGCAGAUUCCCAAAUUAGUUUGGGAGGAAGAAGGUGGACAGUAGUGGUUCUGGUCAGCUCUGGCUCCUGGGAGCAGGGGCCCCAGGGCUGGUGGAAGGAAGGCGGAGCCAGUAAAGCAGUCUGCUGCUGGGGGCUGCUGCAGCCUGUUCUGCCUGCCCCUCUGCAGCUCAUCUGGGCCAUCUUUCCACCAACCUUCAUCACACGGAAGCUUGAAGCGCCACCUGCCUGUGGCCAUGCAAACUGCAAUGUGACAACACUAUUACAUACUUACUAUAUAUGUAAGAUUUGGAGGAUGGGUUUGAACAGUAGCCUUGGCUGAAAAACUGACUUGCCAAAUGCAUGCAUCUAAAGGAAAAACAAGUGCUUAUCUUUUCUAUAACAUUUGGCAAUUGUUUACUGAGCACGUGUAGCAAGAAGUUAGUACUCAGAAUCUGCUACAGUCCCAUGGCAACAUGUGGAGAGACUUUUUAAGACUAUCCUUCAGAAAUAAGUUCUGAUCUUUCAUAGCAUUGUGGGUGACGUGUUUUGAGUUGUAUUGCUGUAUCUGUGAUAUAAACUCGAAAAGUAAUAAAACAUAUUUUCCCCUAGGGGGCGAGAAUCAGAUCCUGGCCUAAAAGGCAGAAUGCGUUUUAUUAUUUUUGUAAGUACUGUAUUUAGAAAAUGGAAGUGGGUUGAAAUUGAGAAGCCUUCCUUUUUCAUAUUCACAUGCAUUUUUGAGUUUAAUGGCUGUGUUAACAAAAAAUGCCACAUGUUUGAUAGUGAGUGAUAAGCUCAUUCUCAAAUGUAUGAUGUUCCUUUAAAGCAAAAGGCUCAUUUAUAUAAAUAAGGGCAAAGCAAGCUCAGAAAAUUUACUUUUGUUCUCAAACAGCCUGCCUUUUGCAGGAGGGCUUCAGUGCUAUUAUAUUGCAUCUAAUCAUAAAAGAACAGGAAAAAAUGGAGCAGCAAUCUAUACCAGGAACCUUUCUGAAAGGGUCGUGAUCCUAUUAAGGCUUCUACCUUUUCCAGUCCCCAAUGUCGGUGAAAUUGAAUGGAAUGCAAAUUGGGACAGGGCAGCGAACUUCAUUGAGCGGCUUAAUAAGUCAAACUAUGCCAGUAGUGGGAAUUCUGCAUUUCCCCCUCAUUUUAUUGUGUGUACACUUUUUAAAUCUACAUCUUGGUUGAGGUGAAUGACACAAAAUGGCAUCAAAUUGAAAAACAGGAACAAAUGCUUAACCUUGGAAGAAAGAGCCAUUGAAACCAGUGGUUCAGCAAGGUAAUUUUAGACCCUGGACUUCAUGGUCUUAUGGGGAACAGCUUGAUUAGAUAGUCAUAUGCAUUACUUCACUUGUAAAGCACACAAUUAAUCUUUUUCUCCUCUCCACACCCCACCAUUCCAUGUUUUAAAACUGCUUCUAUGUACCUGCUACACUAGAGUGAAAAAACAAGCAAGAAACAGAUUGCUAACCUUGAUUUAAAAUAAUAAUACUCUAAGCUUGUGCAGUUUCACAUUUUAAAGUCAAUUAAAUCAUAGUACCAACAUGGCUUUUGUUUAUUUAUUUAUAUUGCACCUUUUGUCCCUUACAGGGACUCAAUGCUGAUUACAGAUAAAAUAAGAAUAGAUAAAAAACAUUUAAGAGACAAUAAUUUUAAAACAAUUAAACAUUAAUAGAAUUAAAGCUAUCUAUUUAUAUUAGCAUAUGUAUCUAUCCAUAUGAUACCUGUUUAAACCACACAGACAAUCACAACAGAAAAAGCAUGGCAUCAGCCCUGUUAUUAAAAACAGUCAGUUCCCCAAAGCCAAGGUGUCAACCAACAUUCUAGAUUUGGAAGGCGAUGAUAUAGAAUUUGGCUGGCAUGCAUGUCUUUGGUGUGGGAAAGCUAAAAUUUAUAAGAGUUUUACAAACCACAUUAUUAGGAAGAAUUUAUAUAGAGUUUGGGAGAAAUACAAAAAUUUGUUGGAAAGGAAAACACCAAUAUGGUUCCCCCCCCCCCCAUUGAAGCAAUGACAAUUAAGAGAGUUAAUAUGGAUAGACAAUGGGCGACAUAUAGGGAACUGCUGGAUUUUACAUGGAGGUCACUCAGACUGAAACCUAUUUGAAAAACCACAAUUUGAAAAACAAUUAUUACCAAAUAAGGACAAGUUAUUGUCUAAAAUGUAUAAUUCUUUAUUAGAAUGGGAAACAAAAGGCGAGCUAGUCAAAGCUUCAGGGACACAUUGGGCAAUAGAUAUACGACACAAUAUAGACUUAAAACUCUGGGAGAAACUGUGGAAAAAUGAUUUCAAAGAGAAUUACAGUGGUACCUCAGGUUACAGACGCUUCAGGUUACAGACUCUGCUAACCCAGAAAUAGUACCUCGGGUUAAGAACUUUGCUUCAGGAUGAGAUCACAAAUCACACGGCGGCAGCGGGAGGCCCCAUUAGCUAAAAUGGUGCUUCAGGUUAGGAACAGUUUCAGGUUAAGAAUGGACCUCCGGAAUGAAUUAAGUUCUUAACCUGAGGUACCCCUGUAAAGUCAUAGUAUGCUGUAUGGACAAAAUAUUCAUCUGGGAAAGAGGAGCCCACCAUCUUUGGAUUCCCUGCACUCCUCGAAGUUUGUGCCUUCCACAUCUGUUGUACCUGUUAAAGGUAAAAAGUCAUAUAUCUCCAGUACUUUGGGAAUUAAUGGGAGAAGAUAAGAGACCAAGAAGCUGGCAAUUCUGGAUAGGCAUUUGGGGACUUAUAAAGUUAGCCUCUCCCUAGAAGUGUGGCCUAAUAGACCUCAAAAGUUCUUUUUCAAGCCUGGUUUAGGAGAAUUUUUCAGGGCUCUCCAGAGGUGAGAUGUGGGGUAAGAAUUGAAUUCCCUUGAAUGCCCCCUUUUCAUGUCAAAAUUAGACCUCGCUUCCACUUGAUGUGUGAAGGAGGCAGUCACAUGAACAAACUAAGAGGCCUGGCCCAGUCACCUCUGGUUUUGCCCUAACUGAUAAGGAAACUGUUAUUAAUCCUGGUCUGCACACAUCCUGCAAAUUUCUAUUUUACUUACUCCAGAUUUAGCAUGCUUAAGAUUGCUGACAAGCUAGUGGACGCCAAUACACAUUGAAAUUCUGAUGGAAUAUAGUUGUAUUACAAAGUGGGGUCUGCAACAAGGAAGCAGGAGUGUUGCUCUGUGGUUUCAGUUUACUCUAAAUUAUUCUAUCUCUAUGUCCUCAACAUUCUGGAGCACCUGGAAGCUCUUAGUCUUGGGGGUGGUAUGAAAAAGCAAUAAUUUACCAAUAAUAUUGUACAUCAUAUACUUGGGGUGCCCCCAUCCCCAAGUAUGAUGAAGGCCCAUAACAUUUUGAACACUCUGAAAUUUACUUCUAAGUAAAUAACCUGGAGUCAGUCCAUAAAUAAUUUGAAAAUAAUUCAUAUGAUUUACCGUAUUUUUCGCUCUAUAAGACGCACCAGAUCACAAGACGCACCUAGUUUUUGGAGGAGGAAAACAAAAAAUAUUCUGAAUCUCAGAAGCCAGAACAGCAAGAGGGAUCGCUACGCAGUGAAAGCAGCAAUCCCUCUUGCUGUUCUGGCUUCUGGGAUAGCUGCGCAGCCUGCAUUCGCUCCACAAGACGCACACACAUUCCCCCUUACUUUUUAGGAGGGAAAAAGUUAGUCUUAUAGAGCAAAAAAUACGGUAUUUUUCCUUUAGUUUUCCAAAAGAUCAUUGCAACCCCCCUUAUUGUCUAUAAAUACAAAUGCCUACCUAUGUCUGGAUUAUGCAAUUGUCUGCUGAGGAGACCAUUCUCAAGUCAUGGCCUUAUACCUAUUUAGUAAAUUGUAUUGAUUGUGAAAAGUUGGAUGUAACAUGUAACAAUUAAAUUUAUUGCCCAUGACAUAUCUGGAUUGCCAAUAAUUCAUAUUGGUUCACUUAUCUUCAAGCCCUAAGACUAAAUGGAAUUCACUUAGCUAAGCUCAGACUCUCCAGUAAGUACUUAAUCGAGAAUCUGUCUCCCUCUCAAGAGGUUUUUAUUAAAAUAAAAUGUGACUCACAGCAAACCUGACAGUUGAGCAGUUAGCUUACAAAUCUGAUUGUGAUGGCAGAGCAGGCAGAAUGAAUAUAUGUAACUACCCUGACAUGUCAGUGCAAGGCUGGAAACAAGAACUGAUGAAUGGGAUGAGCUUGGCCUCCCGCCUUGCAGUGCAGGCGGCUUUAGGGAAAGAGAAGGCUCCUUGUGCUGGCUGACCCGUCUUAUCUUCGCAAUUCACAUUUUGUUACUGUGUGUCUCAGGGACACAGAUGCUUCGUUUAAGGGGAAGCGUUUUGGCAAAGAGGGAAAGAAGAUUGGGUGUAGCGUUUGGGCUCUGAACUCACUUGCUUCAUUUAAUGUAUCCAUUUGUGUUGAUGUGCAUGCUUCAUUUGCGUAAAUUAACUAACAUAGCACAUACUUUCUUGCAUGAUUAAUAACCCCAGAUUUUACUUUCCUAGAGAAAGAAGUGCCAGAACUUGUUGACCUUUUUUUAGGGGGAGGACUUCUACGCUCCCCCUACCGUUGCAGGAGAAAAAUAAACUCCACAGCCCCAAGUGCCGUACCUCCCGACACCUCUGUUGGGCAGCCCGAGCGCUGUGCAGGGGGACAGCACCCCAGCACUACAGAGCUGGCGGAACGCAGCAAAGAGGUGCUGGAACUCAGUUCCAGUCAGUUCUGGCUGAAAAAAAAGCCCUGCUUGUACUGUGUAACAAACAAGCAAGAACAGCUGAAGUUUGACUGCCUCUCUACUUCUUUGACCUAGUUUGGGUAAUUUCCUUAAUCCUGUCACUGCACUCCAAUAAAAAGCUUUACUUGCUCAGCUGUUCCUAUUUGGCUGCUGAUGAUUUCUUUGAGAUUAAGCCCUGCAUUUAAUCAAAUACUCUAGUAAUAGCUUCUGGUUUGGUUUGGUUUGGUUUGGCCUGGCUAGGCAGCAUUCUUAACAGUUUUGUCACAGAUUUGGUUACGCUCUGUCAUGUACACGUAGGGAGUUACUUCAAAAGGGUGUGUUGUAUACUUAUAAAUGUUUUAUGUUAAUAACUUAAGAUUUGAGAAAAAAGGUUUUUUUCCUGUACUUUCAGGUAUGUAAAACCACAAACUUCUAAUAGUAAAAUCCAGUUCUACCACAUCCAUAAGAGGGUCUGGGAGAUGAACAUAUAAUGUGUGAAAGACUUCUAAUGAAGACAUGUCCACCACCUUCUAAGGCUGCCUGCUCCACUGUCAAACAGCUCCUGCCUUAAGGAAGUUGUUGUUGAUAUUAUUUGUUUGUUUGUUUGUUUGUUUAUUCCCCUGGUUUUCCCCUGACAGAGGGACUCAAGCCAGCUUACAGAUAAAAAUAAGAACAGCUAAAAACAUAGAAGAAAAACAAGCAUUAAAGAACAAUUAAGCAUUGAUAUAAUUAAAACUAUACAUAUACAUAAAAAAUAUAUUACUACCAUACAAAUAAUUGCAAUAAAAACAGCCCAUUCAUUAAAAGCAGUCGGUUCCCAAAGCCUGUUGGAGCAAGAAAGUCUUUACUUGGGUUUCCAGCUUCGUCACGAGUCAAUAGUGAUCACUCCUCACUGCCCUCUGCAGGGGAAAGCCAGGAUUUAUGAGGCAAAAAUCCUGGCAGUGUUCCCCAGUGGGGUCUGGGGAGCUCACUGCAUCCUGCUAUGCUGCUCAAGCCGGUGUCUGCCAACUUGAAAGGCCGAGCGGGUGCGACCUGGGAGUGUGUCCCUGCCGUCUCCGCCAUGAUUUGUUCUUGUUUCCUCCAAAAUUUCCGUCUCUUUGAAGGUAUCUGAAUGUUUUCUUUGAAACUUGAGAAACCUUACAACAGCUGAGAAAGGAGGGGGAGGACAAGGUGCUUUGUGCUUUUAUAUAGUUUUCAAAUGGUCUCCUUGUCCUCCCCUGCAAAAUGAAAGAGACUUAUGUAGCCGCUCUUGUGUUAUUCUGUUUGUUACCUCGGAAAAGAGGGGAGAGGCUUUUGAUUUAUGCUUAACAAGGAAUCUAACAAGAUUUUACUAUGCCCUCCCCCCUCAACCAAGGCUGAAUGGACUUUAUUUAAAAUUAUUCCUGGACUGGGCUAGGAGUGCUGUUGGUGCAGUGAAAAAAGAAUGAAUUGCUGCCGAGCACGUAUGGCGGAGAGGCUGAAUGUGAGAAAAGAUCCUGUUUUUAACUGUGCUGAGGAAGAACUCCAGAGAGGAAUUUUAAUGGCAGAGACUGAAUAUGCACUCUGUGACUUAUUUAUGGCCGCAGCGCAUACGCUAAUCGGUGAACAGUGGAAGGAAUGGAAUGUGACCUUUACUUGUCGGUGGAAGGAAGGAGGCAGUCUGCCUUAUUUAAGGAGGGAGUUCCAAAGCCUGGGAGCAACUACCAAGAAGACCCUCUUCUGCAUCUCCACCAAGCGUGCCUGUGAGGGUGGUGAGACCGAGAGAAGGGUUUCUCCUGAAGACCUCAGUAUUUCUGAUAGCUUGGACCUAAGCCAUGUAAGGCUUUGUAGGUGAUAACCAGCACUUUGACUUGUGCCCUGAAACAGACCCAUAGUCAGUAGAGCUGUUGCAACAAGGGAAUUGUCUGCUCCUUAUAACCACCUCAGUCAGCAAUCUGGCUGCAGCUCUUGAGGCUGGUUGAAGCUUCUGGGCAAUUUUCAAAGGCAGCUCCACGCAGAGUAUGCUACAGUUCUGUCCAGUGUUUAGUUCAUUCACUCAUUCAGCCUUUAUUGGCAUAAUAAUGUUCAGUUGAAAUCCCCUUCCUUGGUUUGGGCCCUACCUUAAGAAGCAACAGGAAAACCUCCUUAGCUUUGGAACUGCAGAGAUGGGCAGGGGUCUUGCCACCAAUUGUGCAGCAGCCCCCCAGGUUCAAGACUGGGAGCAAGGCUGGCUCUUUUGGCUAGUGUGCUUCUGAGCUCACUGAAAUACAGACCUGCCUCCCCUGGCCCUCUCUCCUGCCCUGGAGCUGGAACUCUCUCCUUGGAAUGCCAAUGGAUUUUAAUUGGCUUGAAAAGUGGCCUAUGAGUUUGAGUGAAAAGCAGGGUUAUGAAUGAAUAAAUAAAUAAAUACAUACAUACAUACAUACAUACAUACAUACAUACUGUUCACGGAAGGAAGCAACUGGAUAGCAGCUUGAAACAGUAAUAGCCCUAAAAUAAAAACAAAAACACUGGCAUGAUAGAAUAACACAAAUUGAAUCCCUGGUGUAUUUCCAUUUACAACUUCCCUUCUGGUGAAACAACUCAGUUAAAGAGCAGGUUUCAAGUGCUAAAUUAAUAUUUUUUUAAGUACACUGAAUGAAUUAAAUUGCUUCUAGUUACAAUCUUUUAUCCCAGAUUUCAAGUGAGAGAGUUGUUAACCUAGCUAUAAGCAGACUUAAAAUAGGUGUUUCUUAAGAACCUGCUGACAGGAUAAGUGCAGUGCUUCAAGUAAACCAUUCUAAUAGUUGGGCAUUAAACAUCUUAUUUUACUUAAAUGUGUCUAUUGUGGAAAAUGUCCUUUGUGAGAGAACUGAACUUUGUACCAUAACCAAAUUCCACUGACACCAUUGUGAGCGGUAUUUCACAGGAAGUAUAUGUUCAAUGCAUUUGUUAAUGCAGUUCUCAGUGUUAAUGUAACUUUUAGACUGGUCUGGCUGUAAGUAUCACGAUUAUAGGCUUGUGUGUGUAGCUGGAGAGUAUAGCAUUUAGUGAAUGAAGUAUCUGAACUUCCACAUUUCCAUAUUCUCUAUGGCAAAUCUUUACCCCGGGGAUAAAAAUUGGGACUCAAGCCCAAGCUCCUCCCCCAUCAAAUUUUUCCCCUGAAGAGACAGAUUUGUGUCCUGCCUCCCCCACAACACAUACACACAUCUUGCUCAAUCCAGACCACCAACACCCAGCCCAUUUUCUCUGUUCUCCUCUGCACCCACCUUUGCAGUCCUGCUUGCCCCCCACCCUGAGUGCUCUUCACCAGUGCCACCCUGCCCCCUCCCCUUUCUCAGCUGCCAAGGACCCCACUCAACUGCAGCCCUGUCUAUUCCCUACAUUCCUACAUUCCUCGUUUCCCCCACCCCUCUCUGGUGAAUGUUCCCAGUCACCCACCCACCUCCCUCCCUCCCUCCAGCUACCCUUACCCCUGGAAGACAGUCACCCUUCCCACCCUCCACAUUCCAGAUGUAGUCUCAAUAUCUGCCCCCCUGCCCACAUCCACAGGCCUUUUCCUGAGCCUUCCUGAUCAUGGAGGUUCUUCAACCAUGCCCCUCACAGCCACUAUCCCCAUCCACCUCGCCCGCCUGCCUGCCACUGUCACAGCACACCGACGGACCUCCACAGUAACCAUAGAGAGGGAAAGUGGGAAGUGGAGUGGCACGCCAGCUUCAGUGCCUGGAUAACCAGAGGUAAUUUCUGGGACUUUCCAGGAUCCAAUCAGAAGCCAGGAAUUUUUUUUAUUAAAAUUUUUUGGAAUGUCCCAGUAAAAACAGGACGGUUGCAGGCUAUGCUGUGGUGGUUUAGGCAGAUGUCAUUUCAGUUUUCUAAAAAAUUCUUGCUUCAUAUACCAUAUGUAACAAAGACUGCUGUGGAAGGCAAGAAUUAGUCAGUUUUGUGUGCAUGUUAGCUUUCCUGAAAUAUACCUUGUUAAUUUCCACAUUUCUAUAUUUCACAUGGUUUAGUAUAGUGUCUUUUCAGUGUUUUAAAACUGGCUUCCUUUCGUUCCUUGCUAUUGCAGCACUAAGACUGCUGUGGAGGGCUGUAAGCAGUGUCCUCAAGAAUCUAAUGUCUUCCAAAUUGGCAUGGCACCUGCUCAUUCUGGCUCUUUCCAUACUGGUGUGAAAUCCACUGGGUGGUUUUCAUGUACAAGCCCAGUUCAAAUGGGUGAGGGCUGUGCAAGACCCCUGUAGUUGGAAAGUGUGUUCUCAAAAAAUUUGAGAAAAGCAAAGUUGUUGUUUUUUUGAAUGCUUUAUUGAAAUUAAAAGAAACAAAAAUCCAGAAAUAAUAAAAAAUUGCAUCAAAUCACAUUUAAGUCUUCUUACAUCUGUGAUGACUUCCCGUCACCCCAUCAUGCAUCUACCACCUAUUUCUUCAAGGGCACUUUCCGUUUUCAUUUAUUAAUUUUCAUUGAUGACUUAUUCUAUGAGUUUCUACUGUACCACAGAGAUCAUUCAAGGCCUGCCAUUGAUGUCCUGUUAUUGCGAUGUUCCUUAAGAUAUUUUUUGUACAUGUCCCAUUCUUUAAUCAGUAUGUUCUCUCAAUUUCCUUGUCAUUUUUGCCAGCUCAACGUAUUCUAACAAUUUGCUUUGCCACUCCAGUUUGGUUGGGAUUGUGUCCCCCUUCCAGUGUGUAGCGAUUCUUGCAGCUACUGUGGCAUACAAGAAUAUCUUACUCGCUGUUUUAGGGUGUCUGAACCUAGUAUACCCAAAAGGAAAGCUUCUGGCUUUUUAAUAAAAGAGAUCUUAAACAUCUUUUUGAGCUCGUUAUAAAUUACCUCCCCAAAUUUCUUUAUUUUCUUAUAGUUCCACAUAUAUGUAGCAUUGUACCUUCCGCUUCCCCACAUCUCCAACAUUUACUUGAGGUAUUUUUAUACAUUUUAGAUAGUUCUAAUGGUCUUAAAUACCAGCGGAAUUGCAUUUUCAUAAAAUUUUCUUUCAAUACAUAACACACGGUAAACUUCAUAUAACCCAAAUCUUGAGCGCAUUUAACCAUUACUGAUUUUACCUCCUCCUCCUUGACUUCCCAGACAAGAAGGAGUCUAUGCAUUUUAGAAAGAAUUUUUCCUUUGGAGUUAAUCAAUUCUUUUUCCAAUCUGGAAGGCUCCGUCGCAAAACCAUUUCGUUUAUCAAGUUUAAAUAUCUCAUGGAGUUGAUGAUAUUGUAACCAAUCUUACAGAUAUACCCUAAUUUCUUCAAAACCUUUUAGUUUCAGCUGAUUUUCUUCCUCUUAACAAUACUUUGUAUGUUGGCCAAUUCCCUUUCAUAUUUUUCUUCUUCACUGCCAGUGCUUCUAGGGGAGAUAUCCACCGUGGGGUUUUGGGUUCAAGCAGAUCUUUAUAUUUUGCCCAAACCAUAUAUUGAGGUUUCCUUAUAACAUGCUUUUGUGUACCUUGACCUUGUCGUAACCUAAGUAGGCAUGCCAGCCAUAACAGUUGUCAAACUAAAAGGGUUCUAGGUCAGUAUUUUGUAGUAUACACCAUUCCUGGAUCCAGGAGAGACAGGCCACCUCAUAGUAGAGUUUCAAAUCUGGCAGGGAAAAUUCCCCUCUUUCUUUAAGGUCAAUUAAUAGUUUACAUUUAAUCCUGGGCGAAAAGCAAAGUUUUCUUAUAUUCAUGCUCAGGACCAGAGGUGAUCUCUUAGUAGCCUCAGCCCAGAAGCUCUAGGACCCAGUAUGGGUAAGAGGUGGGAGUAUUUGGCCCUUACAGCUUCCACUGAAGCUGUAAAUAUUAAAUGCAACUUUUAGAUUUAGUCAAUUAGUAGUUAAUCUUUAGUUAGCAAUCACAUUCAGUUUUUGGUUUUUGCAGCUUAAGCCUCCAUUUCUUUUUCAGAAAUGUCAACCAGAAUAG
Podarcis lilfordi (Lilford's wall lizard) is the source of this 68274-nucleotide messenger RNA. The record is from the annotation of a GenBank genome assembly. NCBI's taxonomy places the organism in Eukaryota, Metazoa, Chordata, Lepidosauria, Squamata, Lacertidae.